Pelobates cultripes (western spadefoot toad) is the source of this 79952-nucleotide messenger RNA. NCBI's taxonomy places the organism in Eukaryota, Metazoa, Chordata, Amphibia, Anura, Pelobatidae. The record is from the annotation of a GenBank genome assembly.
GUCAUGUCCGUUAGAUUCCGAACCUUUGUAGCGGAGGGAAGAAAACGUUCUGAAAGCUGUCUCUGCAUGUAGGGCAGUGCUAUCCGGUAUAUUAAUGUAAUGGAGGGGAAACUGCACGAUUAACAUAUGGCGGUCGUGUGCAAGCAUAAUGACAUCCGUUUAUAUAGACAAACAUAUAUACAUUUAAUUAAUUUGUAUUAAGGUGUUGGCAAGAAAAUGGGUCAUAUUACCAGAAUAAAGACACAUGGAGAUUUAUAUUUUCCUACCUAGGGCUGAAAGGGUCAUUAAUGUUAUAACUAUGUAAUCUGUUCAGGGCCAGGUAACAAACAGCCCUUGCUAUUAUGAGAGUUUUAACACUUACUUAAAGGUUCAUGAGUGCACAAGAAAUACAAGUUUAUCAUGUAACAUUAAAAAAUAGUUAUUUGUGCAUUCACACACACUGCAUAACCAGUACACACAACCCAUGGGGCCCCGGUGCGAAAACUGAUCCAUGGGCCCCCCUCCCCUGCGCGAGCCGGGGCCGCAACACAUGGCGGCAGGGCUCCGACCGCGGUAUGUACGCCAGUGCAUGCAGAUACACAUAUACUUAACCCAUGACAUGUCAUGAUUCCCUUUUAUUCCAGAAGUUUGGUCCUUAAGGGGUUAAAGGACCACUACAGACACCCAGAUCACAUCAGCUCAAUGAAGUGGUCUGGGUGCCAGGUCCCUCUAGUUUUAACCCUGCCGCUGAAAACAGCAGUUUCAGAGAAACUGAGGGUUAAUCCAGCCUCUAGUGGCUGUCUCAUUGACAGCCGCAAGAGGACCUUCCGCGAUUCUCACUGUGAAAAUCACAGUGAGAAAACGCUGAACGUCCAUAGGAAAGCAUUGAGUAAUGCUUACCUAUGGGCGGUUUGAAUGCGUGUGUGGCUCUUGCCGCGCAUGCGCAUUCAGAGCUGAGAGGCGGAUCGGGGCGGAGAGAUCACCAGCGCCAAGGGAUUCCGGCGCUGGAGAAAGGUAAGUGCUGAAGACACACACACACACUCUCACGAACAGACACCCUCAGUGACAGACAUACAUACACACUCACAGACAGACACAUACACACACUCACUAACAGACACACUCUAACACACGUUUUUUAAAAAAUGUAAUCCCCCAGCCUCCCUACCUUUGGGAGUGCUGAGGGGAUUCCCUGGGGUCCAGUGGUGUCACCCGGCUGGCGGGCGCGCGAGGGAGCACUCUCCCCUGCGUGAUCCCUGUUCAGCUCCAUCGCGCGCCACGUACUGAUAACGGAGCCGGAAGAUGACAUCAUCUUCCGGUUUCAGUGCGGUGCACGAGGGAGCACACAGGGGAGAGUGCUCCCUCGCGCACCCACCAGCCUGCCCACCGGGUGACACCAGGGCCAGCCUCGGGGGGGCCCUGAGGUGGCUGGCUCCUGGGCCACCCAGGAGAAGAGGCUGGCCACAGUGGGUACAUACCAGGCGGCCGGGUCCAGUCGCAGACGCGACCCCAGUAUGUACGCCACUGUACAUAACUAUAAAGCACGUGAAGUGCAUACUUCCCAAAGGUCCCACAUUUGGUGUGGCAGUCACGAUUUCCAAUGUCCUGGGUUUAUUCUCUGCACCAGAAAAAUACCCUACUGAAGCAUUGCAUUAUUUUAGUAAUUUAAUUUUAUAUGCCCUGGUUUUGAAAAUAUUUCUCAUGCGUAAGAAUUUCAUCCCUUCAGGAACAAUGUUUAAAUGCUAAUUUGUUUUGGCAGUGACAGAUAAAUAAUUGCCUUCAAUAUGUAACUCCCAUGAUUUUCCAAUAGGCAAAGCUUUGAAGUGAUAAGAGUUAAAGUCCUCUUCAGAACUUUUUUUUUUCUUCUAACAAAAGUUAAACAGGUACCAAAUAAAUAAUAAAUAAAUAAAUUAUCCCCUAGUGAAAAAACUUCACCACAAAUAUAUACAAAAAGACAGGAGAAUAGGAUAAGGUAAAUUAUAAGGAGUGGAUUUCCCUGCUUAUCAAGGGAAAUGGCAGUGAGGGUAGUGUAACUUGAUGGCAGGUGCAAGCCACUGACUUAAUAACAUUUAACUUUUAAUGGUAAUGCAUUUAAAAAGGUAGUAUGCACCUAACAAUCUAAGUGAAAGUGUAGGUAAAACGGCACUUAAACGCCUGUGCGGCUGGUAGUUAUAUAGCCUAUGUGGUAUUAAGUCGCAGUGUAUCGUUGAUACCGUAAUGGGACAAUACUGACGGUUAUCUGAGGCCACACAGUCCCACGGACUAGGAUCAGUAUAAAUCUGAGUUCGUUAGAGACCCAAAUCUAAGUCAUGUUUGCUCUAGGAUUGAGCAGGGUAAGGAUACAUAAUACUUAGAUCAUACAGAGAUAAUUUGCCAAUCAGAUAUUUGCAACAAAGUAACCUGUAAUAGUAUGAAUGAUGGUUGGGGCUGGUUGUAACUUUAAAGUAAAGAAUUCCGUUCGGAACGCUGUCUAUGUCAUUUCAAGGUGACAUUCUGUCUUUCUAUGGAUAUUCUUUUAAAUCCUAGGGGGAGAUGUCUAUUAGCUUUGUCCCCGUGUGAUUUAUGCAGCACGAGUUAAAUGCCUGAUAGAGCAGUACACAUUUAGCUAAGGGGAAUAUAACAGUGGAACUUAGUGGCAAAAAUAACAGUCCGUCUGUAGGUGAGUCUCCCACUUUAAUAUUGGUAGGUGAUAUCUGAUAACUUAUGAUUGUGUGAAGUUGUGCCACACGAAUUGAUAGCCAGAUAUGAUGGAACAAGAUCGCUAGCUAAUACAAGAAUAUAGUGUAAACUACCAAAGUGGCAGUCUGACUGUUAGUGAAUAACCCUUUUUUGCAAGAAAUGUCUGCUGGCGAUAUGCUCAUGCAGAGUAUGCAGUCUUGGCAGGGCCGCCAUCAGGGCAUGACAACCGCAACGGUUGUCAUGGGCCCGGCGGUCCUGGGGGGCCCGGACUGCUAAGGUCGUCCGGGCCCCACAUUCAGUGGGUACAUACAGGGUCGCAGGGGGCCCUGCGUCAUCUUCCGGCUCCGCAUCAGUACGGCGCACGAGGGAGCUGAAGAGGAAGCACACAGAGUAGAGUGCUCCCUCGCGCGCCCUCCCGGGUCAGGGAGGAAAUUUGAGUGAGUGGGGUGGGGGGGAGGGAGGAAAUUUGAGUGAGUGGGGGUGGGGGGAGGGAGGAAACUCUGGAGUGAGUGGGGGUGGGGGGGGAGGAGGAGGAAACUUGGAGGAGUGGGGGGAGGAAAUCUUGAGUGGGUGGGGGGGAGGGAGGAAAUUUGAGUGGGGGGAGGGAAAGGAGGAAACCUGAGUGAGUGGGGGGAGGGGAGGAAAUGUGAGUGGGGGGUGUGGAGGAGGGAGGAAAUUUGAGUGAGUGGGGGAGAGGAGGAAACCUGAGUGAGUGGGGGGAGUGGGAAGGAGGAAACUCUUGAGUGAGUGAGGGGGGGGAGAGGGGAGGAAAUUUGAGGAGUGGGGAGGGAGAGGAGGGAGGAAAUUUGAGGCGGGUGGGAGAGGGAGGGAGGAAAUUUUGAGUGGAGUGGGGGGGGAGAGGGAGGGGAGGAAAUUUGAGGGAGUGGGAGGGAGGGGAGAGGAAGGAGGAAAUUUGAGGGGGGGAGAGAGGAAGAAAUUUGAGGGGGGGGGAGGAGGAAGGAAACUGAGGGAGGGGGGAGAGGAAGGGGAGGAAUUUGACGGGGAGGAAGGAGGAAAAUGGGGAGAGGAAGCAAGGAAAUUUGAGGGAGGGGAGAGAAGGAGGAACCUGAGGAGAGGAAGGGAGGAAAUUUGGAGGGGAGAGUGGAAGGAAAUUUGAGGGAGGGUGGAGAGGGAGGGUGGGAGAGGAAGGGAGGAAAUUUGAGGGAGGGGAGAGAGGAAGGAGAAAAAUUUGAGGGAGGAGGAGGAGGAAGGAGGAAUUUGAGGGAGGGGGAGAGGAAGGGAGGAAAUUUGAGGGAGGGGGGGAGAGGAAGGGAGGAAAUUUGAGGGAGGGGGGGAGAAGGAAGGAAAUGAGAGGGGGAGAAGGAAGGAAAUGAGAGGGAGGGGGGGAGAAGGCAAUGAGAGGGAGGGGGAGAAGAAGGAAAUUGGAUAGAGGGGGGAGAAGGAAAUUGACGGGGGUAGAGGGAGAGAUUGACAUCCAUCACACACACACACAAUGCACCCCUUGCACACAGAAAAACACACAAUGUAUUACACACAGACACACAUACACAAGCAAUGCAUCCCUUACACACAGAAACACCCAAUGCACCCCUUACACACACUCAAUGCAUCCCUUACAGACGCACACACUGCAUCCCAUACAUACACAAACUCACCUUGCAGCCCUUACACAUACAAACACAGAUUUACACAAUGCAUUCCUUACACACAUCAGGACAUCCCCCACACACACACUCCACCCCCUGUGAACAAACUCAUUGGUGGAACAUGAAGGUGGACCCUGGGACCCAGACCUUGAGCUGUGUAAAGGGCCCUCAAAAAAAUGGAGCUGCUUCCCGUUCUCCCAGAACAUUGAUUUUUGUGACCACAGUUACAAACCGCCUCCAGAGAGCCUGUUCUACACCAGACCAGUGGAGCCAGACGGCAGCUAGAGCCCAUCAUCAUCCUCAUCUGGUUGUAAGUAGGCAAUCUAGUAUAUUAUUUGUGGCACUAAUCUCUAAUUUACCUCACAUUAAAGGGACACUAUAGUCCCCAGAACCACUGCAGCUAAUGUAGUGGUUCUGGUGUCUAUAGCCUGUCCCUGCAGGCCUUUUAUUGUAAACACAGCGGCACUGCAGCACUGUGUUAGUUAACAUGGCAGAUCAUAUAGGUGGGGCAUUGUGAUAUCACAUGGGGGGCGGCAAACUUUACUUUUGCCUAGGGCGGCAAAAAUCCUUGCAGACACUGCAUCCCUGUGGGCGGACUUGGGGAGGGGGACUCGGGUGCAGGCACCGGGGGGCCCAGACCUUGAGCUGUGUCAGGGGGCCCAAAAUUUCUGAUGGCAGCCCUGAGUCUUGGUGAAUAGCCAGGUAAGACAAUUAACAAGCGGAGAGUAGUGGGUAUAGAGGUAAUUAUCAACUGCUAUGCCGGUAGGUAUCUAUCGCCAGCAUGUCAGUAUCUACCUGAGUGUAAGCUGGGAUAGUGUAGAGAUCAGUGUGGGGGUAGAUUCACUAAACAGUACUUUACUGUUUGGCUACGAGACAAUCAUGGGAGAUUGCUAGACAAGGGGUACUGAGUCUAUGAGGUCUAAUUGAUCUUGCAGCAACGAUUGGCAUUAGUGCCGGAACAGGUACAAAUAGAAAUACACUAGCACUCUCUGUAGGUAGAUAUCAAAGCGCUUUUUUGCUGUCAUUCGGUAAUUAAUUGUAAAAUACGCUUGAUGGUCUUACAAUUGAGCCAAAAGUAGAUUAAUAGAAGGGAGAAGGAAUACAGUGGAGUCAGUUAGCUAGAAUAAUAUAGGUAGGGUAAGCCCUAAAGUGAGGUAUCCUAUGUACAGUGCCUUCAAGGGCAUCCCUUAAAAAAAGGCCUAAUACUAGUACUUUCUAAGGGAAAUAUCCACCCUCCCUCAUUGUUAAUAAAUGCCCCUUAGUGCUACCAGAUGCUACGGAAAUAGGUAGUGUUGUGAUAACCCUAACAUUAACAAGGUGACAGCGUGGAAAACGAGCUCAGUGAUUCUCGAUUAAGAUAAGUGAAAAACACACGUUCUAGCUAAGCAGUUUGUCUAGUAACAGUAACUGACAUCAAAGCCUAGAAUGAGUGGUGCCUUGAUAAUUGAAUCUGCUCAUGAUUUUGCAGGUUUAUCAGGUAUAGGUACCACACUGAUGGUACAGUGGCUGUGGAUAGCACUUAGUCAGUUCCCCUGACUCGCGUUCCGCCACUUUGGCUCAUCAGAGGGGAGCCGCCCCUCUGAUGGAACCCGGUUAAGAAGGGAGUAGGUUGGCUAUGAUUGGUCCAUUUAAAAAUCAAUUGGACCAAUGGGAAUGGUGAAAUUCCUUUAAUGGGAGUGUAUCUAACGUAUCCCUUUCAGUCAUGGAGGGAAUUCUCUAUUCAAAGCCAACCAAUAGGGAAAGUGACCCUUAGUGAAAAUUAAGGAAUAAAACCAGUUGGUAAUUUUAGUGUGACUAAAACUUAGCAUCAUCCACAAAACUUUAAAGAGGAAGGCAUUGUUAUACCUAACUUACUUAGUAAAUGCAGUAUAUAAAGUAUUUAAUAUAGUAAGAACUUAGUUGGUGACAGUUUGGAAUUUUUGCCAUAAAGAAUAAAUGUAGGAAAGAAUAUAUUUCUGGGUUGAAUGUGUGAUUAAUGUAUAAAAGGAAUAAAGUUGAACUCCUUAUUGAGACCCAGAGGGGAGAGUGUCUUGCAUUUGUGAUUCCAUUUUGACUCCCUUUUCAAUAAUCGCAUAUUAAAUGCCCUUUCUGGCAUCAGUGGAAAUUCUUUCAAUUGCUUGGAAUUGGAGAUUAGAAGGAUCGCCUUGAUGUUGGGAGCGAACAUGCUUGGAUAUAAGUGUGGUGAUGUUCAUAUUACUGACCGAAUUGACAUGUUGUAAUAUUUGUCGGCGGAAUUGUUGGUAUGUUUUGCUUAUAUACUGUAAAUUACAACUGUAGGUGAUGAUGUAUACAAUUCUUGUAGAACUACAGUUAAUAAAGUCACGGACUGGGUAAUGGUUCUCUGUUCUGGUGCACAUUAUCGAUUUUGAUGUGUUGAUGAAUUUGCAGGCCUUACAUUUAAAAACUCCCUUAGUCUGAGAAAGCCAGCCAGGAGUUAUAGUUGGUAGUUCCAGGUGGCUGUAUACCAGUAUGUCUCUCAGAUUUUUAGGUCGAUGAACGUUUAUACUGGGGUAGGGAGUGAUGUUAUCGUUGAGUUUUUUUAUCAUGUAGCAAGAUUGGCCAAUUGCAGGAAAAUAUUUUUCUCACUGGGUCCCAGUAUUGACCGUAUGUCCCAAUACAUCUGAUGACCUGCUUUGUAGCUUUUGGUCUGGAUGAACGAAGACAAGUAGGUCUAUCCAUUGUGAUGAACCUCUGGUAAGCUUUUUUCAGGAUUUUAAUAGGAUACCCCUGUUUUUUGAAUCUUGUCCUGAUUUCUUUUGCUUCUUAUUGAAAUGUCACUUCAUUGGAACAAUUCCUCCGUACUCUGAGGUAUUGUCCGUAAGGUAUCCCAGCUUUAAGUUUAACUGGGUGGUGGCUUUGCCAACGGAGCAAAUUAUUUGUGGCAGUAGCUUUUCUAAAUAAUCCAUGGUUAGUGUGAUCCUUAGAUCAAGGAAUUCUAGGGUAUUUUCAUCAAUGACAGAGGUUAAUUGUAGACCUAUGUCAUUGUUGUUCAAAAUGUCAACUAGCUGUUCGAAUCUUGUAAUUGGUCCCGUCCAAAAUAAAAGCACCUCAUCGAUGUAUCUGUGCGAGCUAAGUAUAUGUUGGCUAUAUCUACAAUCAAUUUUAGUAAGUGCUGUUUCUUCCCACCAUCCUAAGUACAAAUUAGCAUAGCUAGGGGCACAAGCUGUCCCCAUAGCAGUGACCUUCAGUUGUAGGUAAUAGGUGCCAUUAAAGACAAAGUAGUUAUGCAUAAGGAUAAAAGAUAGCAGAUCUAGUAGGAAUUUUUUGUGUAGCAUAAAAUAUGUUGGGGAUUUUUCCAAAAAAUAAGAUGUCCCUUUUAUCUCUAUGGUGUGUGGAAUAUUGUUAUAUAAGGACACCACAUCUACGCUGGCAAGAAGAGUGUAGGGGGGACCACAAGGUUUUCUAGAGUGAGUAAUGUCUGUUUUGUGUCUUGUAAAAAAAGAGACCAGUUGUGUGACAAAGGGAUGUAAAAGAUUUUCGAAAAAUUUGCUAGCAUUUUCCGUAAGGGACGGAUUUCCAGAGACGAUCGGUCUGCCUGGUGGAUUGGUGAUGUUUUUGUGAACCUUUGGUAAGCAAUAAAAGGUGGCUAUAGUGGGUAGGUUUUUAGGCAUAAUGAAUCUCGAUUCGUCUGUUGUAAUAAUGUUAUCUCCGAGGGCUGAGUUCAAAAGAGAUCUGAGAUAGGUUAGGUAGGAUGGGGUCUCCAUCUAACUUUUUGUAGCAGGAGGUGUCGUUAAGGUGAUGCAUACACAUCUCAGUGUAUUUAUCCCUUUCAAUGAUAACAGUAUUACCCCCCUUGUCAGACGGAUUAAUGAUGAGAUCUUUCCUCAUGUUAAGUUUUCUCAAAGCUCUUUGUUCACCAAUGGAUAAGACCCAAUUCCUUAGCUGCUUUAUUAUUCUUCCUUUUGUAAAGUGUACACAGUGCGAGUUUACGGCCAGAGAGAUUGAUAUCUUUAAGCCAUUCAAACUUAUUAGCGCUGGGUGUAGGAACAAACGAUAAGCCUCUUUUAAGUAAUGAGAAGAUUUCAUCCUGGAAGUAUCAUUCUAUUUCUGUAUAUUGACAUCAAUGGGGUUGGGGAGCCCAUCUAAAGAGCAACUAUGUCCAAGGAAAAUUGACUUUCCUUGGACAAAACUCACGGACCUGGCAAGGAAGGCAUUAAUCAGAGAGGCAGCACAGAGACCUAAGGUAACCUUGGAGGAGCUGCAGAAUUCCAAAGCAGAGACUAGAGUAUCUGUACAUAGGACGACAAUAAGCCGUACGCUCCAUAGAAUUGGGCUUUAUGGCAGAGUGGCCAGAAGAAAGCCAUUACUUUCAGCAAAAAACAAAAUGGCACGUUUUGAGUUUGCGAAAAGGCAUGUGGGAGACUCCCAAAAUGUAUGGAGGAAGGUGCUCUGGUCUAAUGAGACAAAAAUUGAACUUUUCCGCCAUCAAAGAAAAAACGCUAUAUCUGGCGCAAACCCAACACAUCACUUCACCCAAAGAACACCAUGGUGGGGGAUGUUCAUCAUGCUAUGGGGAUUUAUUUCAGCAGCCGGGACUGGGAAACUGUUCAGAAUUGAGGGAAAGAUGGAUGGUGCAAAAUACAGGGAUAUUCUUGAGCAGAACCUGUACCACUCUAUGCGUGGUUUGAGGCUAGGACUGAGUUUCACCUUCCAGCAGGACAAUGAACCCAAACACACUGCUAAAGCAACACUUGAGUGGUUUAAGGGGAAACGUGUAAAAGUGUUGGAAUGGCCUAGUCAAAGCCCAGACCUCAAUCCAAUAGAAAAUCUGUGGUCAGACUUAAAGGAACACUAUAGUCACCUAAAUUACUUUAGCUAAAUAAAGCAGUUUUAGUGUAUAGAUCAUUCCUCUGCAAUUUCACUGCUCAAUUCACUGUCAUUUAGGAGUUAAAUCACUUUGUUUCUGUUUAUGCAGCCCUAGCCACACCUCCCCUGGCUAUGAUUGACAGAGCCUGCAUGAAAAAAAAACUGGUUUCACUUUCAAACCGAUGUAAUUUACCUUAAAUAAUUGUAUCUCAAUCUCUAAAACUUUAAUCACAUACAGGAGGCUCUUGUAGGGUCUAGCAAGCUAUUAACAUAGCAGAUGAUAAGAAAAUCUUAAUUAAACAGAACUGGCAAUAAAGAAAGCCUAAAUAAGGCUCUCUUUACAGGAAGUGUUUAUGGAAGGCUGUGCAAGUCACAUGCAGGGAGGUGUGACUAGGGUUCAUAAACAAAGGGAUUCAACUUCUAAAUGGCAGAGGAUUGAGCAGUGAGGCUGCAGGGGCAUGUUCUAUACACCAAAACUGCUUCAUUAAGCUAAAGUUGUUCAGGUGACUAUAGUGUCCUUUUAAAGAUUGCUGUUCACAAGCGCAAACCAUCCAACUUGAGAGAGCUGGAGCAAUUUUGCAAGGAGGAAUGGGCAAAAAUCCCAGUGGUAAAAUGUGUCAAGCUCAUAGAGACUUAUCCAAAGCGACUUGGAGCUGUGAUUGCCGCAAAACGUGGCUCUACAAAGUAUUGAUUUUAGGGGGGUAAAUAAUUAUGCACAUUGAAUUUUUCUGUUAUUUUGUCCUAUUUGUUUUUUGCUUCACAAUAAAAAAAAAAAAAAAAAAUCAUCUUCAAAGUUGUGAGCAUGUUCUGUAAAUUAAAUGAUGCAAAUCCCCAAACAAUCCAUGUUAAUUCCAGGUUGUGAGUCAACAAAACACGAAAAAUGCCAAGGGGGGGUGAAUACUUUUGUUAGGCACUGUUUUAGCUAGCCAUCUUGUUCCAUCAUAUCUGUAGCACAACUUCACACGAUCAUAAGCUAGAAGCUAUCACCUACCAAUAUUAAAGUGGGAGACUCACCUACAGACGCACUGUUAUUUUUGCCACUAAGUUCCACACUUUUAAAUUAGUUAUAUUCACCUUAGCUAAAUGUGUACUGCUCUAUCAGGUAUAUAACUUGUGCUGUACAUAUCGUAAGGGGACGAAGCUAAUAGACACUUCCCCCUAAGAUUUAAAAGAAUAUCCAUAGACAGACAGAAUGUCACCUUGAAGUGACAUAGACAGCAUUCCGAACGCAAUUCUUUACUUUAAAGGGACUCUCCAGCUAACCCGGUUUUACUCACCUGGUUCCAGCGCCAGGAGCCUCGUGAAGCCGCGCCCCCUAUUUCGUCAAAAUGACAAAAUAGGCAGGCGCGAGCAGGGAGCAAUCAGACGCUACCAUUUGGAAGCGUCAUUGGUACCUUGGGCGCAUGUGCAGCUUCGCCGCACAUGCGCACAUCCCUCAGAGGGCGGCAUUCAUGCCGCCCUCUGAAGUCCUGAGCGCAUUACCAUGCAUGUGCACGGUGUGCGCGAGCUGAGCUGACUGACAGCUCAGCUCGCGGUCUUUGCCCGUCCCCUCUCCUCGGCCGACAAGCAGGAGAAAGAAGGCGCGCACACAGUGCACAUGGCCCUUUUAGGGCCCUACAUAAUAGGAAGUCCCUCUGGUGGCCGUCUGAGUGAUGGUCACUGGAGGUAUUCCUAUCAAUUAAUGUAAACACUGUAUUUUCUCUGAAGAUACAGUGUUUACAUUAGAUUGCCUGCAGGGAGCUAUAGAUAGGUGACUAUAGUGUCACUUUAAAGUUAUAUUCAGCCCUAACCAUCAUUCAUGCUAUUACAGGCUACUUUGUUGCAAAUAUCUUAUAGGCAAAGUAUCUCUGUAUCAUCUAAGUAAUAUGUAUCCUUACCCUGCUCAAUUCUAGAGCAAACAUGACUUAGAUUUGGGGCUCUAAAAAACUCAGAUUUAUACUGAUCCUAGUCCGUGGGACUGUGUGGCCUCAGAAAACCGUCAGUAUUGUCCCACUAUGGUAUCAACGCUACACUGCAACUUAAUACCACAUAGGCUAUAUAACUACCAGCCGCACAGGCAUUUAAGUGCUGUUUUAGCUACACUUUCACUUAGAUUGUUAGGUGCCUACUACCUUUUUAAAUGCAUUACCAUUAAAAGUUAAAUGUUAUUAAGUCAGUGGCUUGCACCUGCCAUCAAGCUACACUACCCUCACUCUCAUUUCCUUAGAUAAUCCACUCCUUAGGAUACUUUACCUUAUCCUAUUCUCCUGUCUUCUCCUCUUUUUUUGUAUAGGUUUUUUUUUCUUCUUCAUUAUACUUGCACUAUAAUGAAACUAACUGCAGACACACUUUGCUAGACGUUCCUUUUUCACGAGAGAUAUAGCAACCCCCAGCAAAACGUUUCAGACUUCUUUUGCCCUCAUCAGCAAAGUUUACGUUUUUCUAAGCUUUUUUGGUGGUAAAAGAAAAUAAAUUCUGAGUAGAAAUUACAUUAACAAAGCAUUUGUACAUAUUACCCAAAUUUAAGAAAAAAAAAGUUACCUAUGCUCUCUCCUUAAUCCCUAUGUAUAUUUAGACAAAUGGAGGUCAUUUAGUUGCUCCAAUGGCCAUUGGAGGGAAUGCCCGUCUGCCAACGUCAAGGCAGACCCCCCAUUUGUCUAAAUAUACAUAGGUAUUAAGUAUAUUUUAUUAUGUUAUUAUGGAUACAAGGACCUUCACUACAAAUCUAAGGAUGUUAUAUUUAUACCUCACAAGAUAUAAAUUUAUAAAGGAAGAAUAUGGUCUGAAUAAUUUUACUCACUAAUAUAAGCAUGAGAAUGGAUACCUUGCAAUGAAUAUAUAUAUAUUAAGAAUAUCUAGGGAUUGAAUAAUCUAAUUCACUAAUAUUUGUAAGAGAUCGGAUAAAUAUAAAAGGAUGAAAUAGGAUUAAACCUUUUUUCUUUUUUUCUUUAUUGGGGAGUAUUACUAAUGGCUGAAGAAGGUGUAAUCCCUAAAAUUGAAGUUAUAAUAUACAAAGAAUCAAACAAUAAUAAGGAAGUGAGGGAAGGAAAGAGGAAGGGGGAAGGAAAGAAGGAAAUAUAAUAUAAGUUCAUAUUGAAGGGUUAUAUAUGGGCAUUUAAUCUGUUAAAUCUCAAUCCUAAUUAAGUUAGGAGGUCGCAUAAAUUUACCCAUAUACCCAUAAAUUCAGUAUUAGCAUCUUCGAACAAUUCAAUUCAUUAACAUUUGUAAAAGAGUUGGUACCUAUAUAAAUAAUAAAAUAAUAAUAAUAAAAUAAUAAUAAUAAUAAUAAUACCUCACAAUAAUGGCCAUUGUCAGGGUAUUUAUAUCGGCAGACAUCUUGUGCUAUGAUAGAAAUUAAAAGUGUAUAUUCUGAGUCACUCUGAACAGAGCAGACUCCAUUUUGUUAUUUCCAAGUUAACAAAAGACACAAGAUUUCUAUCUGUAAAACUAACCACUUUGCCAGAGCUAAAGGAAUGCAUAGUAUAAACAAACCAAGUGAUAAGGAGAACGGGGGUUGGACAGACUGUCUAAAUGCUAAUGGAAUAGAUGCAUUCUAAACCCAGACAUUUGUGACAGAGGAGAUUAAAUAAUAACAUUUUACUUUCUAUAUGUACAAGGUCCCAUUGUAAGUUACGGGUCAAAACUCAGAAUUUGCCAGACACUAAGUCUGGACAAAACUUAAAGAAACUGUUUGAAGUGACAGCAAAUCUAAGUUAUGGUGGUCAUUUGAGAUAAGCAAAAUGACGUCAAAAUAGCCACCAGGAAAAGUUAACUCUUUCCUGGAUAGGUAUGUUUAGUGGCACAAGACUGCCCUCUAUAGACCAAAUACCUAAAUUGCGAUCCCUAGGUAAGCACACCUCUAGUGCUUCUAUUGGGUUAUCAACUGAUGACGUACAGAGAGUCUGGCCCUUUAAAAGUUAGGACAAAGGAAAGAAGGAAAAAGAGGAGAGAGGAAUUGGAAGUUUGGGGACUCCAACUCGGACAUGCAGAGAAACCCAGGACAACAUCUGAGACUAACACUCUACUCUUAAAACUCUAACACUUAGAAUUUUACUGACUUUCUAACCAACACCACCUUUCACCAUAACUCAUACACCUACAGACAUCCAAAUAAGUUCCUGAGACUAUCUACCAAUCGGAUGAAAUAUCUACUCAACUGGUAAUUAUACUGGUUUCAUUUAAUUAAUUAAAUUAAUAAAAAUUUACUAAUAGCAUGAUAUAUGACUGGAUAAAGCACGGUCAGAUUUCCAUAUUAAGAAAUCUUAGUUAACUAAAGAAUAUGUAGUUAUAAACAUUCCAUUUUGCAGGUGGAAUUAAGAAUAAUUAUAUAUUAAUGUGAUAUUAUCACGUGUUGGCAUACCGCUGUUUUUAUCCAGGUGUAUUGAUUUGCUCUAAAAUAAGAUAAAAGAUCUGUUUAGGCAAAUUAAAAUUAAAAUCUGCUUAUAUCAUGGUAGAUUCUCUUAUUGGAUGGUUCCAGGAAAUGACUAAUGAACUGGUUUAAAUGUUAUUUUAUUUAAAAUUACAUAAGAAUAGAUCUUAAUUACCUAGGAGAUCUAGCCAGCAUUGAAAGGGUUAUUCUAACUGUUAGCCAGGGUUUUAUGGCCCUUCGCUGUGAAAAGCUUCACUUUCAGUCUGUAAAGAUAGUCAUAAAUCGUGUAAAGUCUUGACAGAAAAUGCUGUUUAGCCAUUGAAACGUGUAUAGCCAUUCCAUUGUAUUGCAUACCAUUUUAUACUGGAUAUUCAUUGAUUAUUGUCACGCAUGUUACAUAUUAUUAUUAAUUAAUUUGUUAUUAUAAAAUAAAAUCUAUUUUUAUAACAAAAUUGUGAUUUUAAUUAUAUGAAAUACUUUCCACUUAACACGAUAAACGAUCUUUGGAUCUGAGAAUUGAAUUAGUGGGCAAUUCUCACUGUUUACUAUUAUUAUCCCAUAAAUAUCCCCACACCAUUGGAGUAACUAAAUGACCUCCAUUUGUCUAAAUAUAUAUAGGGAUUAAGGAGAGAGUGCAGGUAACUUUUUUCCUUUGGUUUUUAACUAUAUAUUGGGGCUGAUGUGUACUGUAGUCAUUGCUGCCGCCCAGGAAUGAUGUGAGCGCAGGACUUAUCUUUUUGUAUUUGUAUUACACAAAUUUACCUUUUUAGAAAAGAUAAUUCCUUUUAAUUAUGUAACAUUUAAUAAAUAAUAAAUAAACAACAACAAAAAAUGAAAAAAAAAUUGACCCAGUGUCUUACCUCCCCUGCCAUCCCACCUUGGUACCCCCAUCCCAUAUCUGUGACAAGUAGCUAUCCCACCUUCUCACGUCUGUCUUCUAACCCACUUGAUCCAAGGCAUCAGAACCAGAUCUGGAACCAAUAAGGAAUCUCUCCCAAGGUUCCCAUCUCUUAAUAUGGUCUCCUACUCUAUUUCCCCAAAAAGCUAAUUGUUCAAUCCGUCUGAUAUUAUUAACUCUGUGAAGCCAUUCUUUUAGUGGUGGAGUUAUUUUUCUUUUCCAAUAAGCUGGGAUGAUUUAUUUUGCAGCAUUAGUCUUAUCUCAAGAGAAUCUACAAAUCCCUGCCAUUUUUUUUAUCCAUAUGAAACAACAAAAUAAAUUCAGGUGACAAUUCAAUCUACUUACUUUUUUAAGAAUACCAUACACCUGUUUCCAAAAUAGUUGUAUGGCAGGACAUGUCUACCAUAUAUGGUAUAAACUGCUUUCCUCUUUUAAACAUCGCCAAGAUUUAUUGGACAAAGAUGGAUAGAAUACAUGUCAGCUAGGACUCUAAACCAUCUAGAGAUGAUUUUAUACCCUAGUUCCUGAAAUCUGCAAGCAAUAGAACAAUUUUUAUUUAUUUUAAAAAUUGUACACCAUUCUAAUUUCGUAAAAGUAAGCCUCAAAUCCUUCUCCCAAAGUCUAGUAAAAUACAGAAGAUUGGAUGUUAAUGGGACAUUUUACAUGUGAUAAAUUUUAGAUAAAGCAUGGGGUACUCGGCUCUUCUGAUCCCUUUAAAGGGGUUAAAAGCAAAGUUAACUAUCACUUAUUCCUAAUCUCUGCAAGAAAGAAUAUAUUUGUAAAUACAAGAAAGGAGCCCUUUUAGGUAUUUCAUUUACAGGAUCUUCUCGAAGGGUAAUAUCCUACCUAAGCUAACAUCUAAAAUACUCUUCAAUUUAAUGUACACUUCCUCUUUCUUAAUAGAGAUUAAUAGAUUAUGAUUGUCAAGGCCAGGUUGAAAAUCUUUUCUUUAUAAUUUAUUUAAUUAUUAUUUUCCUUUUUUUUUAUCAAACAUACAUAUAUAUACAUAUCAUAUCAUACAUUGCGUGCAUAUCAUACAAUGCAUAUAGAAUAAAUACAAUAAAUAAAGAAAUACAUAUAAACUAACAAACAUAUAACAAAGUUGACCAUCCUGUCCUAUUCAUUCAGCUCUACCCUCAGAUUACAUAAAGUUAGAUUAAAUUUCCGCUCCUUCAGAAAUUACCAAUUAAUUACUGCACAAUAUAUACAUUCCAUUGUUUAAUUCUCAAGGACCUUUAUCCAUUCAUCCCAAAUCUCAUAUUGUCUAAUAUUAAUACUUAAAUUAGAGGCUAUUCCCCUUUCCAUUUUGCAUUGAAUAAUAAUAGAUGCCUUAAUUUGUGGCCAUGAAUCAAUUGUUGUCCUCUUCCAAUUUUUUGCAAUAGCCAUUUUAAAGGCCAUCAAAGCCUGAAUCAACAGAUCUCUCUUAUCUUUAGUUAAUUGCGGUAGAUUUAAAUGUAAAAGCAAGUUGUCUGGGGUCCAAGAAUGGGUUAUAUCCAGCAAUUUAUUUACUUGGUCCAUAAAUUGAACCCAUGCUUCCUUAAUUGGGGCACAAUCCCACCAUAUAUGUAAUUCAUUUGCUCCCUCAUUUCCGCAUCUCCAGCAUCUAGAUGUCCCUGCCUUUGCAAAUUUCUGGAUCUUAUUGGGAGUCAUGUACCAUCUAUUAAGUAUUUUAAAAUGUGCUUCCCUAAUAUUUAGACAGUGUAUCGUGGAAUAGACUGAUUGUAAAGCCUUAUACCAUUCCUUUAUAUCAAAUUUUAUUAUCAAAUCUCUUUCCCAUUUACCUUUAGCUAUAGGAUAAACAGGUCUUUUAAUAGCUUUUAUAAUCUCAACGCAUCUGGUUAGUAUUUUAGUAUUUUUCUCUGAGUCUGUCAAAACAUUUAGUUUAGAUAAUGAGAAAGAGCUCGUGUUGCUUCCAAGGGCGCUUUGCAGAAAACUUUUAAUUCUGAUAUAAUUAAACGUUUGUAAAUACGAAAUGCCAGUGAUUCUGCGUAUCUCAGCAAAGGGCAUAAUCUUCCCAUCUACUAAUAAGUCAGCUAAUUUUUUAACACCAAGUCUAGUCCAUUCGGACGUAUCCAUGUUUUCCAUCCAUGUAUCUAGAUUUUUGAAGGUCAGAGCAGGUAAAACUUUAUUUUUCAAGUCUAAAAGAUUUUUAGGAUGUAGCCAGAACUUUAAGAGUGGUCUAGUUAUCAGAUUAUCCGUCGUGCAUUUUAUAUUUUUAGUUCUACUAUUAUUUCUUAUGGCCCACAUUAAUCUAACAUUAUUGUAUGGAUCUGUAAUACCUGCACCUUCUAUUUUAAACCAAUCUUGUGAACACGAAUACUGCUUAAUUAAAGGAAGAGUAUGCAUCAACUGUGCCGCUUGAUGGUAUAAAAAAAUAUUUGGAAAACCGAUCCCUCCUUCCUUAUGCUUCAAGUAUAAGAGAUCCUGGCCUAUUCUAGGUUUCUUAUCAGACCAGAUAUAAUCCCUGAAUAACUUAUUCACAAGUCUAAGCCGUUGUGGGUGAAUCUGUAGAGGAAUCAUCCUCAGUAAGUAGAUAAACUUAGGGAAAACAUAUGACUUAAUAAAAUUAACCCUUCCCCACCAUGAUAACUGCAAGGCGUUCCAUUGUUUCAGAGAGUGAGUACAUUCUCUGAUAAGAGGAAUUACAUUGGCCUUCAUUGUAUUCUCUGGGUCUUUCACUAUAUUGAUUCCAAGAUGUAUAAAUCCCUUUUUUUCCCAUUUAAAGGCAAAAUGUUCUUUUAGCUGUUGCAAUUCUUUUCCUUCCAUAUAAAAGGGUAAUGCCAAUGUUUUUUGAACGUUAAGUUUAUAAUUUGACAAAUAACUAUAUCUUUCAAUUACUUGCAUAGUAGCUGGCACUGACUUACUUGGGUUGGUUAGCGUUAUCAAAGUAUCAUCGGCAUAUUGACUUAUCUUGAAAUCUUUAUCCCUUUUUUUAAACCCAGUUAUAUCCAUAUUAUUACGUAUUUCGUGUGCUAAGGGUUCAGCCGUUAGGAUAUACAAUAGUGGGGAGAGAGGGCAUCCUUGUCGGGUACCAUUUGAUAGCAUAAACCACUCUGACUUAAUCCCCCCUCCUACUAUCCUGCUAGAUGGUGAAGAGUAGCAGGCCAUUAUCGCCGAAAGAAUCUGGCCAGAAAAUCCAAAAGCUUUUAACGUUGAAUACAUAAAAUUCCAGCCGACCCUAUCGAAUGCCUUUUCUCCGUCUAAGGCCAUCGCUAAGAAAGGGGUUUUAUUCUCAUGGAUCUUAGUAAAUAUAUUUAAUAUCCUCCUAAUAUGAUUAGCGGACGCUCUUCCUGGUUGAAAAUCUAAAUUAUGAGAUAUAGGGAACAGUAAACUAGGAAAUUUACUAACCUAGUGUCCUACAUUUUUCCCAGACCCGAAAUGUAGGUAACAAGGUAGGAUGAUCUUAUUCAUUCAGAUAAAAUUUUGGAUUAUUUAACCAAGCUAUCAUGUUAAUUGGAACUCCUAUACAUUCCUAGAUAUCCUUUGAGACCAGUCAAGUAUCCUAUUCCAAUGAACUGCCUGAUGGUAUCGAUAACUGCCUGGAACUCCCAAACCCCCCAAACUUUCUGAUCUAAUCAAAUAAGCAUAUACCAAAAUAAUGUGCCUUAUCUCUUUUAAAAAAGACUUUGGUAGCCAAGUUGGGACAGCCUGAAACAUAAAAAGCAGCCUAUGGAGGACAUUCAUUGAUAACACUGCCGCCUGGCCAUACCAUGAUAUCUGUGGUAAUGACCAAUUUCUCAAGUGUUUAGUAAUUUGUUUAAUCAAAGGAGAAAAAUUCAAAUCAUACCAAUCCUUAAGCUGAUAUGGUAGUUGUGGCAAAAGCCACUUCACCACUGGGGUUUGGAGGGGACUAGUUGCCAGCCUUAUACCCUGUGACUAUGGCCCCUUUUAAUUUAUUAUGGUUAAAAAACCCUAUUUAUACUUAUUAUAACUUUGGACAAUAAUUAUUCAAACUUUCGAAGUGGCACUUCGAAACUCCCGAAUUCCCGAAGCCAUUUGAAGUGGCAUUCGACCAUGUGGUGGUGGCCAUCUUGUUCGCAUGGACCAAAACCGCGAAUAGACUACUGCGGGACUUAGCCGCGAAUGCCCUGGAACCAUUUUCGGCAUGAAAACCUCAUGGUUCCCUCUUGGAACUGUUUUGGGCAGGGACCAUGUCUGCCCCUUGGGCAAAACUAUGACUUCCACUUGUAUGUGUGUUAUGGGAGUGUCAUAAGUUAAUUAUUGUUCUUAUUGGUCUAUUCCCUUGGUGUCCCUGUGCCCAAUAAGGUCCACCUGGGUGUCACUCUUGUUGGGAAACUUGCAUAAAAUGCCUCCAUUAAAAUUGAGUCCCUGCUUAACCCUCAACACGUAGCUUGGUCUCGUAAUUGGAGGGGAACUGCUAUAUUCACACUGGGGAUUGCUAUACUCCUUAUACUCCCCUGGGUUCUAAUCACUAGCUCUUAUAAGAGCUGUUCCUGCUACACUCUCUGGAGUAGGAGAGGUCUUUCGCACAAGGUCCUGGAUAUCAGAGGUUGGUCCAGGGUGGGAGGAAGAUGGCGAGAUCCCAGCUAAGCUACGGCGGUUGUGGAGUCUGCGGUGCUUGUGGUGUCCGGUGCGGUGCUUGCGGUCCUCAGCAUCAGCUAGGAAGCAUCUGUUGGCGGAGAUGACCAGUUGGGGUGCCAGGUUAUCCGUCCCAGUAGUUUAAUCCCCAAGUACUUUUUUUUUUUGUAAAUUCUUUAUUUUUGAGUUUUCAUGAGUUUUUCAUGCGUGGGGGUUACAAAAUAAGGAGAAGGGUUACAAUGUAUUACAAGAAGAUGGGAUUACAAUUUCAGAUUUUACAUUUUUAUUUUUGCAUACAUUCAUAUUUUCUUGCAUUAUGUUGUUUUUUGCUGUCAGCAUUCGUAAGUUGUUGUUACUCAGGGUUGAGAGUAACAAGGUAGGUAAAGGGAGUGGGGGUGUCUUCCCCGGUUAAUGUAUCCACCAACAUCCCAAUUCUAUCUGUUCUUCCCCCUAGUCCCACCCACCAUCCAAAUCACUCUACAAUGCCAACCAGGGGUCCCAGAUUUUGUGAAAGGAUCUGGUAUUUUUGUGUAUCAGUGCGGACAGUUCGUCCAUUUCCAUAGCCUCCCCAAUCUUUUUCUGGGAUCUCCGGGCUUCCCCAAUGGGUAGCUAUUGUUCUACGUGUUGCUAAGGCCACCUUUGCUACCAGCUUGUUUUGUGCUCGGGUCAGGUUUUCGUGGGGUUUCGACAGUAGCCAAAUCCAUGGAUCUAGGGGGAUGUCAGUUUGUAAUGCUCUCGAGGUGAUAGUGGCCAUUUCUUUCCAUAUUUGGGUUAUGUGUCUGCAUUCCCACCACAUAUGGACGUACGUUCCCCUCUUGCCGCACCCUUUCCAGCAUCUGUCCGAGUCUGUUCAUUUCAUUUGUUUGAGUCUCAGGGGGGUGAGAUACCACCGGAGCAGAGUUUUGUAGGCCUGCUCAUGUGGUUAACACAUAUGGUUACUGUCGCUAUAGCCUCCCAAAUGUCCGCCCAAUCCGUUGGGUCCUCUGGGGGGCCCAGGUCCCUUUCCCAGGCCUUCACGUAGGAGAAGGUCUCGGAGGGGGUUUUAAGUGUCAUGGUGUUGUAUAGGUUGGAUAUCUGAUCUUUGUGUAUUGGGUUGCUCAGGCAGCCCCUUUCAAAUGCCGUUGGCCGCGCCACUGCCGCUUCGGCGAUGCUGGGGGUGGUCAAGAAGCUACGGAGCUGGAGGUAUCGGAAGUGAUCGAACGUGUUGUAUGGCGUGUCGUUUGGUAGGUCCGGGAAGGGGAGGAGGCAGUUAUUUCGGUAGAAAUGACAGAUCCUAGUGAGUUCGUUGUCUUCAUAGCGGGUAAAGUGUUGGGGUGUCAUUCCCGGGGCAAAUUGAGGGUUUCUCAGUACGGGCGUUAGGGGUGAGGGUGUGUUUAUGAGGUUGUAUUUGUCUGUCACUCUGUUCCAUAUGUGGAUGGCUGUUGUGAGGGCUGGUGUCUUGUUUGGUGUCUGUGGUCUAUGUGGUUUCGGUAUCCACAGAUAAAGUGUUGGGAAGUCCUGUCCGAAUAGGAUAGUUUUUAUCAUGUUUGCAGGUCUCUCUGGGCCUAGUCUAGUAGUGAGGGGUAGUUUAGUCUGUAUGUGGAUUGUAGGUCCGCGGGUAGGUUGAUUCCUAGGUAGUAGAUACUAUUUGUUUGAAAGCGGAAUGGGUAUGUUUGUUGCAAAUGUGUUCGCAUGGGGGGUGGGAUCUGUAGUGAUAGGGCUUCUGUUUUCUCUAUAUUCAGUUUAUAACCUGAGAUUGUUGCGUAUUCGUCUAGCAGGUCUAAUAGGGGGGGUAGCGAUGUCACGGGGUCGGUCAAGGUCAUGAGUAAGUCGUCCGCGUACGCUGCUACCUUGUAUUCCUCCCGUCUUAUUUUUAUGCCUUGAAUAGCUGAUUCAUUGCAAAUCUUUUGCGUUCAAGGGAGAGGGCAAAGAGGAGGGGGGAUAGAGGGCACCCCUGCCUAGUACCGUUGUAUAUUUGGAAUAUACAAGAGCAUUGCCCAAGAGCAUUGGGUAUUAAUAGUCGUGCUGUUGGGGUGGAGUAGAGGUUGCGGAUUGCUUGUAAUAGAGCCCUAGGGAAUCCAAACUUCCUCAAGGUAGCGUGCAAGUAUGGCCAGAGAAUCUGGUCAAAUGCCUUUUCGGCGUCUAGGGAUAAUAGUAGUGUUGGGAUCCGUCUGUGUGUAGCUGUCCAUAUUAGGUCGUUAGUGCGUCUCGUGUUGUCAUAGGCUUGUCUGUUGGGUAUAAAGCCCACCUGGUCUGGGUGGAUCAGCUUUGGGAGGAAAUGUUUGUCUGUUCGCAAUAAGUUUGGUGAAUAAUUUAAUGUCUACAUUUAGGAGUGAAAUGGGACAGUAGUGUCCCGGGUCUUGUAGGGAUUUGUUUUGGUUAGGCUAAUGUUUGCCUGGAGCAUGUCUGGUGGUAGCGGUUCUCCUUUAAGGAUUGAUGUGAAUAGAUCUCUAAGGUGUGGGAGUAGGGUAGCUGAGUAUGUUUUAUAGUAUACCUUUCGAGGGCAGCGAGCCUUUAUUAGUUAUAAAGAAGUCCUGUAUGGCUUCUUUGAUUGAGUUUUUGAUUUGUGGGGCUUGGAGUAGUGUUGGGUUUAGGCACCAAGCCCAUUGUCUGUUCGUAUUUGGGAGCGUUAUGGUUAUGGAGAUGUCUGUGUGGUCCGACCACGUGAUUUGUCCUAUCUCCGACUUGUCAACGUGUUGCAGUAGGGACGGGGAGGUCAGGAACAUGUCAAUGCGUGAGUAGGACGUGUGUGGGUGGGAGAAGAAUGUAUUCUCCAUAUAGAUUCGUGGUUGUCAGGAAGGUAUGUAAUAGUUCAUCUGUUUUUACCUUGGGUGGGGGGAGGGGACUUGUGGUGGGAGGGGAACAGGCUCAAUUGGGCCUGUAGGGCCAUCCAGAAAUACACAUUCGGGACCAUUGGAGCAUAGACCGAUGUGAUUGCAUAUUUGUUCGGGCCUAGAUUUCCCGUUAUGGUGAGGAACCGGCCCUGUGGGUGUAACGGACCGUUUUGCAAGAGGUUGAUCAAGAGGUUAAAAACGGUUAGGCGAUAUUCCCCUUUCAGCUGCACAGACAGCUACUGCGAUCACCAAUCUCCCGAACUGCAAACUACACAAAUUCUCCAACUCCCGAACAGGAACCACACAUACACUGGAAACAGCCGAACAGGAAAAGCAUACAAUCAGCUUACACUCCUGGCAAGCAGCAUACAAUCCAAUUCCCCCCAAGAACAAGACGACACUUCGUCUGAGGGUCAAGCAGAACUAAUUUACUGGGGCUACCUACCCGGCUUUUAUGCAGGUCUUCCACCUGGUGGACACUCCCCUAGGGGACCAGAUGGAAGACUGGGACACAAAGGGUAAAAGGACCAAUCACAGACUUACACACUUCAACAAUCCCACAAUGCAUCACAAUCCCUCCUCUCUGUUCUGGAGAUAAUUGGGAAGUAAUCCAAUUAUCUCCAAGGACAGAGGAAAAACUCCAUUAACCACAUGGCAGUAAAAAGACAGUAAAAGACAUAAAAUUACAUACUGUUACGUUCAUCACAUCGAACAUACACAUUCUACCUAUCCCCAGAUAGCUUAGAUCUGAGCGCACAUUAUUACCGGAUGGCGCUCAGAUCACAUGCAUACAGUUCAAUCACCAUGGAGCCAAAGUCUUUCCCAUAGUCUUUCGGUAUACGAAUGGGCUCCAUGGCUUAGCUAUCUGGGGUAACACUGCUCACAUAGGGAGAAUAAAAGGUUUUUAAUGCAGGGCCAUAGUCCAGCGGCAAGAGGUGGGCAACCAGGCUCCUCCAGUGGCCAGUGGCGAGGUUGGUCCCGCCACAGUGGGUCUGUGAAUUGUAGCAGGUUUUGCGUAUGAGGAUGGCUACCACGCUUUGUUUCCCUUGGGGUGAAUUUGCGUGGUGACUUUCUACAUAGUGUCGGUUACGUAGCCUAUGCUGCUCAAAGUGCGUCUCCUGGAGGAGGAGAACAUCUGCCUUGGAUCUGGUGGCCCAUCUAAGAACUCGGUGCCUCUUGUUCGGGUUGUUCAGGCCCUUGCAAUUUAUCGAGAUACAUUUUAGUUUGGGGGUUGGCAUUGUGUCGCGAUUACUGUUCUGUUUGGCGGCGGGGCGGGGGGGAUCCGAGGGGGAUUCGGAGUGGGGUAUUAGGGUCGGGUCUGGGGGGAAGGGUCGUUGCUAUUUAUCUAAGAGGGCUUGGUCUUACUAAGUCCGUGCCAAGCCUGGUGGGCGGUGGGUGGUGUAGGGGUUGUGGAAGUGGUUUGAUUCAACCUUGUAAGGGGUGGUUCACGUGUGGUGCGUGAGGGGUGAGAAGAGAAGAGAAGGGAUACUCACGUCCACCUCUCCUCCCCCCCGUGAUGUUUUACCUUGUGUACCUGGUCUGGGCACGCCAUUAACUUUCCUCUCACAUUUUAUUUUAUAAUGUUUUACGAUGCUUUAUUUUUAAACUGCUUUAAUGUUUCUGUUUAAGAUUGUGGUAUGAAUCGGGACGCCAUUAACUUUCCUCUCGCAUUUUAUUUUAUAAUGUUUUACGAUGCUUUAUUUUUAAACUGCUUUAAUGUUCCUGUUUAAGAUUGUGGUAUGAAUCUGGAACAUGUUGAAAGAAAGAGGGAGGGACUAGGGACGAGAUGAGACUCAAAUAUACCUGCCGGGAGGGGGGGGCAAGACGGAGGAAGAAAAGGGUUAAGAUGGCCUAGAGGGGAGACAAAGGACAAUGUUUACCAACCAGCCCCCAAGGGCCCCGAACACCUCGAUUGACUCUGAUAGGAAACACUAAGCCACUUACCUGGGACCCCUGGACGACAGAGCAGUUAAAAAUAGGCCCCACUAAUGACACUCAGAUACACCCACCCCAGAGAACCCACGGGCUAACAAGGCCUGAUACAGACACGGACCACUCACCCCCCCCAACGGGAACACUCCCACACAGAUAGAGAAUAGGAACUAGACGACACCUUCGGGGACAGGAGAGCCCUUCUUCCCUUUGAGAGAGACUCUGCAGUUUUUCUACAAACGUUUUUCCCCUUUUUUCCGUGUAUAUAAUCCCCAAGUACUUUAAAGCUACCUCCACCCUCUUCAAAUGAGAAGUUCCCAAAAAGCUUCUCUCUAUCAUCAUCUUUUAUAUUAAAAAUUAGUGCUUCACAUUUAGACGAGUUGACCUUAAAAUUAGACAAACUACUAUACCUACUGAUCGCGAAAAAGUUCCUUUCCCAAGCUCUCUUUUAAUAUGCUAGCAUCAAUAAGAUAUCAUCAGCAUAUGCUGCCAGUUUAUACUGUUUUAUUUGGAUCUCAAUGCCUUGUAUCUUGUUACUGUUUCUAAUUGCAUUCAGUAGUGGUUCCAGAGACAAGAUAAACAGUAAUGGGGAAAUGAGCAACCUUGUCGUUCUUUUAGACAUAUUAAUCAAAUUAGAAGUUAUCCCAUUCACUUUCACUCUUGCCUUAGGAUAAUCAUAAAUAGCCUUUACCCAACUAAUAAAAUUCCAUCCAAGGCCAACUGAUUCUAAUGUUUUAAACAAAAAUAGCCAAUUCACGCCGUUGAAUGCUUUCUCUACAUCAACUCCUAUCAAAACUGCUGGAAUAUUUUCUCUUUGGAUAAAAGCCAUUAUAUCUAUAACUUUUAGAAACAUUAUCUUUGAGUUUAAUACCUGGUAUAAAACCUGAUUGGUCUGAAUGCAUGAUGCUAGAGACAAUAUUUUUCAAUCUAUCAGCUAAAACUUUGGUCAUAAACUUUAAAUCAAUAUUUAUUUUUUUUGACAAUCUUUAUUCUAGCCUUUUCUUUUUCCAUGUUUCAAUUUUGCAUUAAUGUGGUUUAAACAAAAGAAUACAUUAUGUCUCAGCUUGCGUCCAAAGAUAUAAUGUACAUAAACACAGCAGGGCAUAGCUUACAUCAAAAAUACAUUGUAAGUAAACACUACAUGGCAUAACAUGUAUCGAGAAUUCAAUGUAUGUAAACACUACAUGACAUAGCUUGCGUCGAAAACUAUGUAUCAAACCUGUUCAAGGGUUUACCAUUCUGGAAACAUAGAUUAUACUAGCAAUUGCUGUGCCCAACAAUAUGUCACACUCUAUAUGCCUUAAUAAUAGGUGUCGGUUCAGAGCUUGCAUAGCGGGUUAGCACAUGACUGGCAGACUUCUAAGUCACGAUUGUACCAGUUUUUGACCAUGUUUGCAUCACAGUACUCCAUCACACAGUGGGCCUCAUUUCUAGUAAGUCAUGGUCGCAUGGUGCCCGCUUGUUAAAGUAGUAGAGGAGCCUAAAACCCACAGCCCCGCCACCCCCAGUCCGACGAGCUGGUGAGCAAAUGUGCUGACUCGGGCCAGCAGUAGAGAUAGAGGGGCAGGCACGCAGGGAAGAGGACGUAGGUGCAGGAGAAGAAGCGCGUGCGAUGGUGAGAAGAAUGGGAGGAAAGGUAGGAUAAAAAGGAGGGAGAAGAAGGGGGAGGCGGGGCCUCAGGCCAGGUGCACUGUGCGUUUAAGUACAAAGUCUAACCAUGGAAUCCACGUCUGCAGGCACCGUUCUGUUGUCCCACAGAGAGGCAGUGACUGUCUCAAUUUCAUGCAGUUCUUCUACCUUGUCCGUCCAGUUUUGCAGUGUUGGGACAUCGGUUGUGCGCCACCGGAUCAAGAUGAGGGAUUUCGCUACGUUCAAGAGGUGUCUAGUGAGCGAGCGUUUGUAGGCGGAUAAAGGAAGUUUUGUGGGGUGCAAGAGCAUUGGCAGGGGUUGGAGUGGCAAGUCCAUGUCCAGAAUCUCUUUGAUCUUUCCAUCAGGGCCGGCGUGUCCUAUAGGCGACUUAGGCAGUCACCUAGGGCGCACUGGCCCGCAAGAUCCGAGUUACCCGGCAGGAGGGAAGCGCACAGCGCUCCCUCCUGCCAGUCACUCAGUGUAGCAUGGCCAGGCAGCACAGGCCACAGUACAGGAGCGUCUGUUUCCUGUACCCGGCCAGUUUGAAAGGAAGUGCUCUCUUAGUGAACACUUCCUGUCAGACCAGCUGGGUACAGGAAACUGAAGAUCCUGUACCUCGGUCCAUGCCGCCCGGCCAUGCUACACAGAGGUAGGAGACACAACAGGGAAGGCACUAAGGGGCACUAGGGGGUGGCAGGGGAGAGACCACUAAGGGACAGAUGGGGAGAGACCACUAAGGGAUAGAUGGUGGGGGGAAACCACUAAGAGACAGAUGGGGAGAGAGAGCACUAAGAGACAGAAGGGGGGGGGGGAGACCUAUAAGAGACAGAUGGGGGAGGAGAGACCACUAAGGGACAGAUGUCUCCCAGUGUCCCCGGGUCUCUCAGUGUCCCCAUGUCUCACUGUGUCCCCUAGUAUCCUAGUGACAUGGGGACACACUGAGCCAUGGGGAGACUAGGGGACUGGGCGACAUGGGGACACUGACACUGUGAUACAUAGGGACACUGAGACACUGGGUGAUUUGCGAGACUGGGAGACAGUGGGAGCAAUUCCUCUAUACAGCAGAAUCAAACUGUGAGUAGUUUAUUGGUGAUUUUACAGAAUUUUCUCUUAUGUCACUCCUUGUGAUUUACAUCAUGUGAUAUCACGCAUAACUAAUUAAUUAUACAAAUCAUUAAGGCUGGUAUUUUUUUUCCAAGAAAGGUGGCAACCCUAACUACUUUUCAUAUACUCUUGCUUAAAGGAACAUUAUAGGGUCAGGAACACAAUCAUGUAUUUCUGACUCUAUUAUGUAAAAUCCACCAUCUAGCCCCCCUGUUCUUGCCUCCCUAAAUAUAGUAAAAUCGUACUUGUAUUCUGUAGUCUGCGGGUUCUGGCUUUGCCUCUAAACUGACUGUCUGCUGACAUCAUCAGAAGUGGUGGUCUGAGCAAAUUACAAUGCUUCCCCAUAAGAUUGGCUGAGACUGUUAACUAGACAGAUCAGGACCAGAGCCAGCACAAGUCAAACAUAGCCCUUGCCAAUCAGCAUCUCCUCAUCAAGCUAAAUUGAAUCAAUGCAUAUCUAUGAGGAAAGUUCAGUGUCUGCAUGCAGAGGGUGGAGACAAUGAAUGGUAGUGCUGCACACUAGGCCGUACUGACCCAGGAAGCACCUCUAGCAGCCAUCUAAGGAGUGGCUAGUGGAGUUAUUUUCUAUGAAAAGACAGUGUAUAAUGCAAAAAGCUUGAUUCUACUUAGACAGGACCCCUGUCUGCCUAAUGAUAGGAAUUACAGUGUGGAAAUGAACAGUCAAGGUCUGGUGCAGAGUAACCACACAGCCCCUGGUGUUGAGCACCAGGGUUUGUACGGCCACAUUCCAGGGCCCUGAAGCAGCUAGUGUGGAUCCCAGGAGCUUGAUAAUAUGCAGAUAUGUAUCCAGUACUGGAAAAAAGACAAGACUAGAAGAACCCAGAACUGGAGCAGGACAGACAGCAGAACCCAGAACAUGUACACAAGACAUGAGGGAAACAAGAACAGGACAUGGACAAGCUAGGACAGAACUGUACAUGAAGGAGUGUGUUCUGCAGCCGGAGCAAGCUGGACGUGUGCGGGUGAAGCUCCACAAGGAUCACUGGGCCAACAGCACACUAUAGCACGGCAACACAGAAUCCUCUGCAGUUAAAAAAGGGCCAUGGAUAAGCGAACCCCAAGAAGCAGCCCAAAAAAACGGUGGAACAAGGCGCAACGGUGUCCGACCUGUUUGCGGCCUCCCGCGCCACGAGGCUGAGUACCCAAGAUGGUGGACGGGAGAGCUCGAUGGUCCCAUACACACCCCAGAGCCCAGGAAGCACAGCGGCCCAAGUGACAUCGGAUGCUACUGCCGCUCAAAUCUUGGAAAAGCUGGCAGAGGUUAGAUUCUACCUUGCCACCGAGAUCGCCAGGAAUACCAACGAUGUUAAAUUGGAAAUCCAGGGUGUAGGCGUGAGGACGGCAGCGCUUGAACAGAGGCUGGAGUCCACAGCGGUGGCGCAUAAUGCGGCAGUGACCCAGAUCAACCGCCUGAUGGCGAGGCUAGCGUCAGCGGAAUCAGCCCUAGACGACUUGGGGAACAGAUCGCGCCGGAAUAAUGUCUGUCUCCGGGGCCUCCCAGAAUGGAUCUCUGAUAGAUGUAGUCACCACUAUCUUUCAGCCGCUGCUGCCCGAAGUGCCGGAGCAUCAGUGGCAUAUUGAGAGAGCUCACAGAGCACUUCGGGCAAAACGAGGGGAUAAUCAACCCCCCACAGACGUUAUUAUUGAAUUCCUGCACUUUCCAACGAAGGAGGCUCUCAUGAAACGCAGUAGAGAUGGCCCUAUCCAAUAUAGGGGCGCGGAAUUGACCCUGUUUCGGGAUCUUACCCCAGCUACCUUACAACAACGGAAAGCAUGGCGACCGAUCACGACAUUGCUGCAAAAGCAUCAGAUCAGGUACGCCUGGGGCCAUCCAUUUCGGCUGCUGGCCUUCAGGGAGGGUCGCACUAAGGUCCUGCAUCUAGACGGAUAUCCAGCGGUGUUCCUGCAGGAGUCCAGGAGGUGGUGGAGCUGGAAGUGCCUGCCCGGUCGACGGAGGAGUUACCAACCCUUCCACGUGAGUGGCUUUCGGUGGAUGACUGAGGCACCAGGCGGGCGGCCUCCUCGGGAUUAACGGAGGAAGGUGUGGGGGUAAUCUAGCUGCUGCUAGGGAGGGAUUGCAGGCGUUUGUUGAGGGGGAUUUUGUUCCGGGUGUGGCCCCUCGACGGGUGAUCCCUCAUGGUACGGCUCGGGAGCCCCCAACAUCCGAGCUACAGGGGAGGGCUUCGGGGUCCUGGGCCUUCCGUUUGUUGUGGAAGCUAUACCCUGAUUUGGGUGGGUUAGGGAUGCUGUUAGGGUACCACUGCUUCCUUAUUUGGUUGUGCUCUUUGCGUGGUUGGGGUCUGCUGCUGUGGACGAUAGCAAAAGGAACGAAGAUUGUCCCCCACCCUCAAAUGCGGGACGGACUCUAAGGGGCUCUUGGCGUAUCUCUCUGGAUGCCUCACGGUUCUUCUCUGGUGGGCAGAGGGGCGUCGUGCUAGAUACAAUAUGGUGAACUAAGCACUGGAAGCGGGCGGAGGUGGGGAGAGAGGCUACAGGUUAUCAAUGUGGCGCCGCUUGGUCUCCCCAUGGAGAUAGCCACUGUAUUUUAUAAUGUGUGUCAGACUGCUUGUGAUAUUCUCGGGUUAUUCUGCUUUCAGCAGCCCUAACUCCAAGGUAACACACUGCUCCUAUCCCCCUUUCUAAUGAUAUGAUUGAGUACCGACUGGCCCACCGGACAGACAGGUGCAAGCCCUUUUGAGGGGCCCGGGGUAUUGUAGCCGGUACGUUUCUUUUAUGAUAUUCCCCCAGUGGCCGGGAGGGGGGAGAGAGUCGAGCUUAGAUGUGGGCAUGGCGUGUGGGCUAUCUCUACUCGUGUUUGCGUAGUCCCGUGCUUGGUGUAGUCGAAAUAACGUCUGGAUACACCCCCCCGACACGGGGGAGGGUGCCCGGACAGCUGAGGGGGAGGAGGCCUUCACAUAGACUCUGGCGGUCCCGGGGAGAAUCAUGGACAGGCCAUGGGGACUCUCUUUAUGGGGUAGAUUGGAGGUGACCUACUGAUUGCAGGAGGCGGAACCUCACAGCAUAAUUGUUGGAGCAGCGCUCUGGGGGAUCUAGCGGUUUCAAACACUGUUGUAUACAACUAUUUCUUAACCGUGUUGCACUUUGUUAUAUGGUUGGCAGCCAAGUGGUGCCUUUAAAUGUUGGUCUGCGUCCCCGCUGUUUCGGAGCUUGAUUUUUUUUUUCGGUCCGGAGGAGCUGGGACGUAAACCCCAAUGGGACCUGGCUAAAGGUAAGACCAGGCAAUCUGUGUAUUAUACGUUUUUCUAUUUCUUCUCUUCUUUUCUCUUUCUCAUUCUGUUUACCCAUCUUGUUGUCUUACCCAUCCCCUACACCUUACCCCUUGGGGGGAGGAGCGGAACAGCUCGGACUGUUACGGGAAUGCCGAGUAGGCAUGGCGGUACCACUGAUUCACAACAUACGAAAACUAAACAUCGGGUGUGGGUCUUGCAGCGAUAGAAAGGGUGAGUGUAGCGUCAACACAUAUGAUACGAUAUGCCUGUAAAACUACUAUCUUUAAAUGUUAAGGGCCUUAACGCUCCUAAAAAGUGUCGCCUCCUAUUCAAAGAACAUAAACGCAUGAACCCCGAUAUCGCAUUCCUGCAGGAGAUACACUUGCCGGCGUCUGCAAAAUUCACCCUUAAAGACCACAAGAUAGCCAUACUCAUUAACAGCAGAUGCCUGAUCACCAUAGGCAAGGUGCAUUUGGACCCGGGGGGCGCUUUAUUCUGCUAUCGGGAACGCUAUUUUCUCAUGCUAUUCAUAUUCUUAACUUAUAUGCCCCCAAUGAUCCAGCCAAGGAUUUCUGGGUGGAAUUAACUCAUUCAGUUAACACAUUACCUCACGGCAUGGUUAUAGGGGGGGGUACUUUAAUGCGGCACCGUGUCCGGCCACUGAUAAGGGACCUUGCCAUGGACUUCCACGUUCCCAUAGACGGGGCGGACAAGAUAAGUUAUUGCACACUUUUAUACAACAUACAGCCUCAUUGAUAUCUGGAGAACACACCACCCUGACGUUACUGAUUAUACAUUUUACUCGCAUCCCCACGACACCUAUUCGAGGAAAGAUCUAUUCCUGGUGAACCCCCUGACUGUAGCUAAGGUUGCUGACUCUAAUAUAGGCUCUAUAACAUGGUCUGUUCAUGCGGAAAUUACAUUAACGCUAGAUAAACUGUGUGUGGCAUCUCCUUGGUUUUGGCGACUGAAUACCUCUUUACUCCGGAACCCGGAGAUAGUCGCAAAGAUCUGAACCGAACUGACAGAGUACUUUACGCGAGAAGCAGAAUCUGGUUUUCCUGUCGCAACAAUAUGGGCAGCCCACAAAGCGGUCAUAAGAGGCACCUUGAAACGCGAAGCAACAUUGAAGAAAAAGUGCAAAACCCAACUAUUAUCAUACAAAUCCCACGGAUAUUGCAAAGUCUUUACGGACUCUUUGGGUACCCACAGCGAACUAGAGAGGAUCCGGGGUUUUUUGUCUCAAAUGGACCUCCCUAAACUUCUCGGAGCAGAUUUGGAAAACCUGCAAAAACGGAUCACUGCUGAAGAAGUGGACGUGGCUAUAUCUGCAUUAAAAAGCAACAAAGCACCAGGCCCAGAUGGCUUUGACGGAAGCUAUUACAAGAUCCUACGUGAGGAACUUGUGCCUCAAUUGGAAUCCUGGUGCAACGAUUUAAUGGAAGGGGGGACGCCGGAUGGAGACAUGUCUUUGGCGGAUAUACUCCUCCUACCAAAGCCAGGGAGGGAUGAAGCAAUCCCUGAAAACUUCCGCCCGAUUUCCCUGAUAAACCAUGACUCUAAAAUCUUAACUAAAAUCCUAGCGAGCAGACUGAACCUGAAUCUUCCCCGGCUGGUCCAUCCGCAUCAGGUGGGAUUUGUGCCGGGAAGACAACUAUAUGAAAACACAAGACGUAAUAUCAACCUGAUUUGGAGGCAGUCCACUAGGGGCAUUCAGACCUUGAUACUGUCUCUUGACGCCGAGAAGGCAUUUGACAGGGUCAAAUGGUCAUAUUUAUUUGAGGUCUUGAAGCACUUUGGCAUGCCAGCACAAUUUUUUACAGCUAUCCAGGCCUUAUACACUAACGUGAAGGCGCGAAUUCGGAUAUCAGGUGCGAAGGUCACCCCGUUCUGAUUGAGCAAUGGCACAAGACAGGGCUGCCCCCUCUCGCGUUUACUAUUUGCCCUCUCUCUAGAACCACAGUUAGAGAAAAUACGCACUUCUCCAGAUUAAAGGAAUUGCAGUAGGAGGACAGCGAAACGUGGUUUCAGGAUUUGCUGACGACGUGCUUUUGACAUUAACAGACCCAAUAGAUUCUAUGGCAGCAGUGACAAAUAUAUUACAGAAUUAUAGCAAUCUUGCAGGUUACAAAGUGAACCUCAAUAAAUCCAGCGCACUUCCCAUAGGUUUGACGGAAGCCGACGCAGCAUAUAUAGGGACAACAUAUCAUAUAAGUAUAGCGAGGGAUUACAUAAAAUAUUUGGGCAUACGGUUGACGGCAGACCCCACCCAACUUUAUCAACAUAACUACAACCCGUUUAUCCGAACCCUAAUGAGCGAUAUGGAGAGAUGGCUAGAUAAACCGAUUUCGUGGAUCGGACGGAUACACUCCGUUAAAAUGAAUAUCCUUCCUAGAAUACUUUUACUUUUCCAAGUCCUCCCGGUCUGGUUAACUAAAUCUCAGCUAGGGACACUCCAACAGGCUCCACCUUGCUAUAGGCAAGUUCAUAUGGCAGAAUAGGAGGCCUAGGGUGCCUUAGGGUAAUGUGCUCUACAGGGCAAAAAAUAGAGGAGGCCUGGGUCUCCCGAAUCUUUAUUAUUAUUACAUUGCUUCGCAAUUGGCACUCUCCACCGGAGGAGAGAAGAUGGGUAGAUCUGGAAUCCUCCCUCAUGGGGGCGGAUAUGCCCCAAUACCUGAUGUGGAUCCCUAGGGACAUAGAGAACACAGGAUUACAGAGAAUAGGUCAUAUCUUUGAGAAUGGCUCUUUGGUAACUUUUGAGGACUUGAAAACUAGGGCGCCGUUAAGACCAUUCGACUAUUUUCGAUAUCUCCAGCUAUGGGAUUAUGCACAAACCGCAGAGGUUAAGAAAGCGGCUCUAAUACAACCAACGUUUUUUGAGAGGAUGUGCCUUAGGGAAACGUUUCCAAGUGGGCUAAUUUCCUACCUUUAUGCUCACCUGAGCACCCAGCCCUUAGAGUGGGGACAGAUCACGUAUACGGAGCAGUGGGAGGCAGACCUAGGAGCUGGAGGGCGUAGAAUGGCAGGAAAUAUGGGAGGCCGCUGCGACAUCCUCUGUGUGUGUCCCUCUGUAGGAACAGUAAUUUAAAACAUUAUUUCGAUGGUAUACUACACCAGUGAAACUACACCGAAUGCAUAAAACUCCAAUGGUGCUGGAGAGGUUGCGGACAAAAGGGCACUUACAUACACAUGUGGUGGGAAUGCCCGGAGGUGUAGGCUUACUGGAAGCGGAUUGAGGUAUUAGAGCGAGAUAUUUUCGAAAAAGAGGUCAAACUGGACCCAUGGGUAUUCUUAUUAGCUAGAUCUCUGGAUGAUUGGACACGAGUAGAACAAAACCUUCUCCAUAAAAUAAAUCUAGCUGCCAGGAGGGCUCUGGCCCAGGUAUGGCUACAGAGGGAAACACCCACACUACCCAUGGUGAUACAAAAUAUUAAAGCAAAAUAUACCUAAUAGCGCCAAUUGACUUGCCGACGUCCCACAUGCAGCAUGGCGGUUGGCCCCCCUAGACACUAUUUCCCCCCCCCUCCUUCUUCCCCCCUAACUCUUUCCCCACCAUACUAUUCUUCUUCUCUCUGUGCUCAACUUUCCUUUUAUUUUCCUGUUCAUCUCGAACGACUCGGCAGCGUAGAAUUACUAUUGGGAUACUAAGGAUAGGUACAAGACAACCUAGAUCCCACAAGGCUAUUUGGCACCCCUGAGGGGGUGGCAAUCACAGAUUGACUAACUUUCCUAUCUUAAUCUGAAAAUGUUGACGUGGCUGUACACAUUUUACUUUUAUCUAUAUCAAAAAUCAGGGCAGGUUGUUGGAUGUGUCACAAUCUCAAGAUGGACCGUAAACAAACAGUAAGACCUCGAUCUGUGGACUUUUACAUGUUAUACCACUCACAACAUUGCUUUAGAUGCCUUUACAUGUACAACUGUCGAUUGAGGAACAUAUACUAAUACAUGUCUGUAUAAAGUUAACGGAUGUUAUGUAUGUGCUGUAGUUGUCAUCCUGUCUUGCAAUAAAUAAAGAAUAAAAAAAAAAAAAAAAGAACUGUACAUGAACUGGGAAUACAAGACAAAAUAAAACAAGACAAGAGAUACAAGACAAAACAAGAGGAGAAAUAACUAAGUACUAUAUAUGUAAUAAACAUUGGAGAUUGAGACAUACAUAAAUGGCCGAAAUGUAUGUGUAGCGGUACUUACCCUCUCCAGGGGCCGGGCGAGGUCCUCCUUCCCCGCCGCACAUAGUCCUGCAACUGGACCAGUUCUGGAUGAGCAUUUGGCCGGUUUACGUACUACCUGGGAGCAGGUUCAGCGUUCUUUGGUGGAUUCUGCUGCUUGUCAAAAGGUUCAGGCUGACAAACAUCGCAGAGCUGCUCCAUCCUAUGUUAUGGGGGAAAAGGUUUGGCUUUCUACUCGUAACAUCCACCUUCGUGUGCCUUCUAUGAAGCUGUCUCCCCAUUUUAUUGGUCCUUUUCGUGUCUUGGAUCUUCCCAGUAACCUGCGUAUUCCUAACGUCUUUCACAACUCCUUGUUGAAGCAGCUCCUGUGUGACCGGUAUACCCGAUAUGUUCCUCCUCCUCCUCCUGUUUCUGUAGAGGGUCAUGAGGAAUUUUUUUUUUUAUAAUUCUUUAUUUUUUCACUGCAUGUGAAAUAUCGUUUGCAGGGUAUAACAUGACAUUAGUAGGCAAUGCGAGAAGGAAGUUUGCGUAUACAAAGCAUGUGGAUAAAGAUGCACCAUUUUUGUGGUUCAGGCAAUAGGUAAAAGGUUCUGACCCGCGGUGAUCACAUGGCUAGAUCCGUUGUGGGUCACUGUGAGGGCUCGUGGAGUGGUCCAACGGUAUGUAACUCUUUCGGUUCUUAGUUGGCUCGUGGUUGGGUGGAGCGUUUUGCGCCAUUGCUGGGUGGACCUUGACAGGUCUUGGUAGAAGGACAGGUCAGCACCCUCAAAUGUGUAUGGUGUUUGGUUUCGUAUAGCUGAGAGGAGUGCUUUUUUGUCUUGAGCCAGGGCGCAGCGAACUAUGAUAUCACUCACGGCACUUGCUGGGGCCCUAGGUGAUUUUGGUAGGCGGAACAUGCCAUCAAAAGCGAGUUUUUUGGCGUGUGUUGGCGGUAAUAGGGAGGCUGUUAGUCGUCGCAGGUAGUGGGGCAUUUCGUCUAUGGUGAUGGACUCAGGUACCCCUCUUAUCUUCAGGUUAUUAUGCCUGGAACGGUCCUCCAGCGUAGCAAGUUGCGUGGAGAAUGCUUGCUGGGUUUUGUGGACGUUUUGCAGGGAGUCUUGUACAGUUAUCAUUUCCCGCCUCAUAUCUAUGAUGUCCUCUUCUGUAGCUCUCACCCUGUCUGUAACCACUUGUAAGUUAGCCUGGAUGACUGCUAUGUCAGUUGCUAGCUUCUGGCGGAAUUCGGUGAAGAGAUUUUUAAUAUCAUGCUUGGUGGCCAGAGCUGAUAUGUCAGGUAAGGCUGCAGCUGUGUGUUCUGGUGUUUGUGGCAGGGUUUGUGCUUGAGGGUAGUCAGGUGUUUGGGUCUGAGGGUCUGCUAGGGCCGGCUGGUUGGCUGGGGCAACCAUUUUGGGCAGGGUUUGGCAUUGUAAUAGGGCCCCUAUGUCUUGGGAUUCGCUUGAGGUACCUGAGAGAGGUUUCUGUGAGCGUCUUCCCAUGGUUGAGGGCUGAUCUGCAGGUAAGUGGAUGUCUGUGCUCCAGCUGUGCUGGAGGGAGAUGUGCCCCAGGAAAUCCUCCAGGCGUGUAGCGUGGUGGUAGGCCACAGGCUUCUUCCGUCGCCGGUUCUGUCCGGAACCAGCAAAGAAUGGCAUGUGCCGAUACUGGGAGACACCUGGAUGUAGAUGCUGCUGUGGGAUAUGAUGGAUGUGCAGUUUAUCCGAGGAUAUCCGUCGGAUUGAGCAUAGCUCCGUUGGAUCUCCUGAAAAAUGGGUCAUGAUGAAUUUGAGGUGGCUGCCGUGCUUGACUCUUGUUUUCUCCGGGGUCGCCUCCAGUACCUGGUGCAUUGGAAGGGAUAUGGGCUGACGCUCUUCACGCUCCUCGCCUUCUGCGUUCCUUCCAUUCUCGUUUUCCUGCCAGGCCCGGCCCGCCCAGUUGGCGUGUCUUCAGGGGGAACUGUAGCGGUACUUACCCUCUCCAGGGGCCGGGCAAGGUCCUCCUUCCCCGCCGCACAUGGUCCUGCAACUGGACGGUCCGGUAAGACGUAUAUUGUUUUCUUGUCUCUCGUUGGACUAUUCUUGCGUGCUGGGGUAUACUACUGUGACAGUAUGCAGCCCACCACUGCGCCAAAGUACUCCAAUUACAGUGGGUCCUAAAUGCCUAGUUAUGCAUGACUCAAAGUACAAUAAUAAAACACCCACAGUACUUACCUGCAAGGAAAGGAGCAGAGGAAUACGACCACUGCAAGGAGGAACACACUGAAACAAAAAGGAUAAAUGGCAAAGGAACAGGAGUGGCAAAAAAACACACAUUUAAAGGAAUCCAGGAGACUGGGAAUUCCAGGAACGGAAAACAGGAAUGAACCCAGAAGACCCAGCAUAAAGAAAACCAGACAUAGAAUAGAUAACCAGAAAAAACAAGAAAAACUAAACAAGAAUUGUAAAAAGAGUACUGGAUACCAGAAGCCAUGGCCAGAAAUGAUUCGCAAACAGGAACAGGAUAUGACACAGUGGAGCCAAACUGCAGCCUGAGCACAUCAUCAUCCUCUUGUACUCAUCUGGUGGUAAGUAGGCAAUCCAGUAUAUUAUUAGUGGCACUAAUCUCUAAUUUAUCUCACAUUAAAGUGACACUAUAGUCACCAGAACCACUACAGCUUAAUGUAGUGGUUCUGGUGUAUAUAGCCUGUCCCUGCAGGUUUUUUAAUGUAAACACACUGCCUUUACAGAGAAAAGACACUGUGUGCAGCACGGGCGCUGGCUCAUAUGGCAGAUCAUAUGGGUGGGGCAUUGGACAUGGCCCUGCAGGUAAUCUGCUAUUGCAGUCAGGGACAUAUUUGCCGCGAGGCAAACAAGGCAUUUGCCUCGGGCGGCACUUUCCAGGGGACGGCAAAAAACGCCUAACUAACGGCUAACUAAAAAUCCAGACGGGUGUGCAUCACUCUGCGGCGCGUGAGGGAGCUGAGCAAAGACAGCUCACUAAUCAGUGCUCCCUCGCCAGUGCCGCCCACCCGGAUUUUUAGUUAGCCGCACAACCGCCUGCCUCCCUUCCUGUCAGAAGCUGUCUGAGUGAUUGGGUGUGUCUGGCUGUCAGUGUGUGUAUGUCUGUCAGUGUGUAUGUGAGUGAUUGUGUGUUUGUCAGUGUGUAUCUGAGUGAUUGUGUGUGUAUGUCUGUCAGUGUGGCUGUCACUGUGUGGCUGUCUGUCAGUGAGUUAGAGUGUGUGUGUCUGUCAGUGAAUAUGUGUUUGUUUCUGAGUGAUUGUGUCUGUGAGGGCGCCUGUCUGUCAGUGUGUGUGUGUGUCUGCGUCAUUGUGUGAGUAUGUCAGUGACUGUGUGUAUGUCAGUGAGUCAGUGAUUGUGUCAAAAUCAGUGUGUGUAUGUCAGUGUAUCUGAGAGUGUCUGUCAGUCAAAGUGUGUGUUAGUUGUUUAACAGGAAGAGGUGUGGCAUUGACAGAAAGGGGUGGGGCUAAUGUAAAUUAGGGUGUGCCCGAGUUCCAUAAUACCUAGGGCAGCACAGUGCAGUCGAACGUUGCUGGCCAUUUCCAGGAUCUGUCAUAGAGCGGAGGUUGUAGAGGUCUGUGUAGAAUCGAUGGAAUUCUUUCCUUAUCCCAUCUGGGAGCUGUGUGGUAUGCUCCACUUUAGUUCUGAUUUUUGUGAUGUGGCACAUGCGUCUUUGUUUUCGGAGCAUCCUGGCUAAUAAGCAGUCACAUUUGUUUGAGUGUUCAUAGAAAUGUCUUCAUGAUUUGUGGAUAGUGUGUAGUAAUCCCUGUGAUAAAAUUUGACGAAGGUUCUGUCUAUUUUCUAGCAGUUCUUUGUACGUUUCGUAAACAGGGUAUCUUUGUGUGAGCGCUCCAGAGAAGCCACCCGUCGAGCCAGUUCCACUGUCCUUCGUCACUGUUCUUUUUUGUGCUUUGUGCAAAUGCGGAUAAAGUGGCCUCUGACGACGAAGUAGUGUUAUAAUGUUGUCCUGGUUGCUUCAUUGAGUUUCCAUUGCCUUUUCGAGGGUUUGAAUCGUGGUGAGCGUAUGCUAGUCAUGAUGGGAGAAUGGUCCGACCACGUCGUGGGUAGGAUUUCACUGGAUGGCAGUAGAGUAAGGUAUUCUUGGGCCAUGAGGAUGUAGUCCAAUCUGCUAUAUCUUCUGUGUACAGAAGAGUAGAAGAAGAAAUCUUUGACGUCCGGAUGAGAGACUCGCCAACUGUCAGCCAAUCCUGAAGUGCGUAUGGUGGUUAGUGCAGUGUGAAGGCUGCUUCUCAGGAAGGACCAGUGGCCUUGGGAGGUAUCCAGUCUUGAGUCCAUAGCAAUGUUCAGGUCCCGCGCGACAAUGAGCAGGCCCUCUCAGAACUUCUCUAGUGAGGACAGCGUACGCUUCAGGAAUCUGUGCUGAUUCGUGUUCAAAGCAAAGAUACAGGCGAAUGUGUGCAUGCGGUCCGCGAUGGUCCCUUUAACCCCUUAAGGGCACAUGACGGAAAUAUACCCCUUUUAUUUCUGAAGGGGUUAAGAAAGAAGAAGCAACCCAGGGGAUCGGCCAACUCAGCUGUGGGGGUGUAUGGUAUUGUCUGUGUGAAAAGUAUGGCCAACCUAGCCUUCUUGGCAUCUCUGUGAUUAGCGAAGAAGCCCUGUGGAUAUCUGGAGUCCCUCAGGGUCAGGGCCCCAUGGUGUGCAUGACGAUGUCCAUGUGUGGUUUGGGGAGUGCGGUCAGGCGUGGUCACCCAGGGUCAGGCUCAAUUUCUGUGGGUCGUCAAUCUUUCCUGGGUCGGGGUUCUUGGGGCAUGGGUCAUGAACUUCACUUUGGAUGUGCUGUUGCAUCAGUGUCAAACCCUCCCUCCCGGGAAGUCUGUCCCUCAGAUCCAUGAAUUAGUGUCCACCUCAUGGGCUAAUGGCAACUUUCAUGGUUCUGUUAGUCUACAUGAUGAGCACAGGUGCCUCCGGUAUUAUUUGAGGUACUUGACCUGUGCGUGCCAGACCCGCCCGCAAACCCUGCUGCCAAGAGCAGACCUGGAGAGCAUGGCACCUGGUUUGGGGGAGCGACCAGUAUUGCCAAACACCAGGAGGCUGCAUGGGGCACUUUGCCCUGUCUGCCUGACACUACACAACCCCUGGCUUGCCACAAACUGGAAUCCUGCUCUGCUCCAGAACCCCUAAAAAGGCAGCUCCCAGGGCCCUGCCGAGGUAAGUUAGGUUGCUAGCUCAUAUUCGGUUCUGGGCGUGUAAUGGCUUCACGUUGUGGGGUUCUAGUGGGGUGGUACCAUGUCAUGGCGUAGUGUGCAUCUGGCGUGUUAGCGCCGGCUGUAGGCGUACGCAUGACGGACCGGGACCCCCCCGGACAAGCAUGGCACCUGCUCAAUGAGGACCAACUAAGGUAAACCAGGCGCCAUUCCCUCCCCUAGGCAAGCCUGCAUGUCACCGGGGGGACCACAUCCCAUGGUACAAUUGGCCAGACUGCGUACUGCAUUGUGUCUAGCCUUCUGUGUGGCAUAGUUUGGUAUGCAUCGUCUUACAGCUUGUAUCGUGAGCAUAAAACAGUGAACACCCAGGGCCUCCCGGCCGUCAAUCAGGCGCUAUGGAUGGCACGGAAAGUCCUGGUGUGGUACGACAGGCAUCCCACAGUCUCCUGCCUCAGCCACAGAACCCCCUCCGAGCUCGGUCCCACCCAUGGAGACCCGCCCAGUGCAAAUAUACACAGCCAGACCUCUCCCACCGAUCUGCAUGUCCCUGAAUAGAUAUAAGUGAUAUGAGGCCACCGGAGUUCACCCCCUGGGUAAUGCCGGCUUAAGCACCUGUGUUUGGGUUUGGCCUUUUUUGGUUAAUUGCCCAGGUAGUGAGAAAAAAAAAAAAUAAGAAUAAAAAUAUGUGAAAAAAAGAAAGAAAAAAAAAUGUUUCCAUCCCGAGUGGCAGAAAGUUCGGAGCCAUCUGUGUGUGGUGAGCUCGGUGCCACAAGGGGGUACUCUUGUGUGAUAUGUUAGGGGGCGACAACCCAUGAGCGGCGGGUGGGGGCCCUAAAUUAAAAUGGGGGGGACCUAUUGUCCUCCCCCCAGGGUGGUGGGUGUGGGCUAAAUGUAAACCACCCCCCAGGUGACUUGGGGUCCCCAAGCCCCUAGUCACACCCCAGCCAAAAAAAAAUUAAAUAAAUUCCUACCUACCUCCCUCACCCGGUGGGGAAAGGAGGGGAUUGAGGAGGAAGAAGAUGGGAAAAUGGUCUCAGUAAACAGUGUUGUGGACGGAAUAUUAAAUUUAGUAAAAUGCCUAUUUACUCUGCAUAACUAUAAUCAGUAUUAUUCAUAAGUUAAUCAAAAUGGCCGUUAGGGAGUUACCCCUCCCAUCGACUAACCACCUCAACUAACAAGAUGGCACUGGAAGAGGUGGAGGAGAAUCCCAUGAUGACAGUGACAUCACACCCGGUAGGAUGUACAUUAGAUGAACCACUUAACAUACUUAGCAUACCAGCCUCCUGGAUUAAACUUUCCUCAAGUUUUUCAUUAACCUGAAACUUGUAUCUGGUGUGAAAUUACUUUGGGAAGCGUGCACGCAUUUAAUUUUAAAAUUUGGACAGGGGCAGAUAUACAAAAUUAUCAAACACUUGAUUUGAUCCAUGACAAUUUGGCGCCCAACGUGGGGCACCGACUGCUCUGAACGGACGGCCGGAACCAGGACCAGAGCGGACCUCCAGAGACGGGACCGGAGACUGAUCACCUCCUUAAUAUUUGGUAAUGAUUGCAUAUUAGCACUUUUCCUAUAUCUCCUGUCUUUGUGAUUUGCCUGCCUCUGUGUCCACCCUGGCCGCCGGAAGGCAUCAAAGAUAGGGAAAAUAGUUGACCGGUGUCUCUUUAUAAGAACUGUUGAUUGUCUAUCUGCCUCCUGAGUGUGAAUCCUGGGUGGGAAAGUGAUUGUUUGAGAAUUUAAGAUAGGUUAAUUGCAUUGUAUCGUUACGUAUUAUUAGCUUGACUACCUAACUGAUAGAGACCUUUAUUGUAUUUAGUUGUUUGCUGUUUGGAGGGAACAGGUUAAUUUAGUUGUUUGCUGUUCAGAGGGAACAGGUUAGUUUAGUUGUUUGCUAUUCAGAGGGAACAGGUUAAUUUAGUUGUUUGCUGUUCAGAGGGAACAGGUUAGUUUAGUUGUUUGUUGUUCAGAGGGAACAGGUUAAUUUAGUUGUUUGCUGUUCAGAGGGAACAGGUUAGUUUAGUUGUUUGCUGUUCGGAGGGAACAGAUUGAUUUAAUUGCUUUGCUGUUCAGCGGGAACAGAGACCGCUGGUUUAAUUAUUGUUAUGCUUGAUACAUUAUUAUUCUUUAUUGUAUUAUGGUGGUUGCUUAAUUGGGAUUGCAUUGUGUGUGACAUGAUUGCAUCUGUGUGGGUUGUGUGGUUUAUCCUUGAUUCAUGUCUAUGUGCACACAUCUUUAUUUGUGAUUCUUGCAAGUGUCUCCUUAUUGGCAUUUUCACUUUCACUUUCUCUCCCUUUUCCUUUACUGUAACUUUAAUCCAGAGCUGUGUUAGUCAUACACUACUCACCUCGCUCCGAUCCGUGACCACCAUCUCGGGUGGGCGGAUCCAGUGAUUUGGGAAGACGCACGUAUCACGUGGCAGUCGAGCACUGUAGAUGUUCUUUUUCCUGUUUACAUCUCUUUAUCUCUCUCUCAAGUGACGACUUGUGUAUUCAGAAUGGGACAGGAGCAUGCUAGACCGAUUAGAGGCCAGUUGGCUUGUGAUAUUGUGAAAGAGAGGGCAGGUGAGGAACCUGUGACUAAGUUGAGGAAGAGAUCGCUAAGAUCCGUGGUAUUACCAUGUCUCCCAGCGGCCAGUUACAACCAGAGAGCUGAAGAAAAUUGUUGAUAGAUAAAGAGGGAUUGUUGCUUGAUAAUGGAUUGACUAAAGCAGCAGAAGCUUGGUAUCGUGUUGCAAAAGGAAUUAAACGUGAUGGAUGGUCAGAGGAAGAACUGGAAAUUGAAGGACAAAAGAUUUAUGUAUACUAUGAAAAUGUUUGUACUGUUGAUUCUACCCCAAGUGUGUCUCAGCCACCGCCCUAUGAUGGCGUCUGGUGCAAGGAGAAAGGGGCUAACCCAACCCCCGUAGCCCCUGUCCAGCUACAAGCUCCAACUGACACUGCCCCUCCAGCCCCCAACUCCCUGUAUCCCGUCCUUGGAGCGGACGGAUCUUAUUAUUACCCUGCCCCUGACAUUCCUUCCGUUCCCUCCUCUGUCCCACCAACCCCUUUGUCAUUCUUUCAGUUCCCGUCCCUGUCCCACCUCCCCCCAUCAUUCCUUCUGUUCCCGCCCCGUCCCUACUCCCUCUGUCAUUCCUUACGUUCCCUCCCCCAUCUCACCUUCCCCUUUCGUCAUUACUUCCAUUUCCACCCCUGUCCCACCUGCCUCUGUCAUUCCUUCCGUUCCCUGCCCCGUCCCACCUUCUCCCCUCGUCAUUCCUUCCAUUUCCACCCCGAUCCCACCUCCUUCCCCUGCCCCCGUUGUGUCAUCUCCGGCCCCUGUCAUGGUUGUCACUUCCCCCUCAGCAUCCUUCCUGCCGUGUCCUCUCCCAUCCCCACAUCCAUUUCCGUACCCGCCUCUAUCAUGGCGGCCCCAGUUAUCCUAUUAUGACUGUUGGUUCAAAUGAUUCCAUUGCAAUAGGCCAUCAUCACGCUGUUUCCCCUGCAGCUUCAGGCCAUCACCCCACUACAUCACAACUAGUUUCAUUUCAGAUAGCUAACGAUACUGGCGUUGCAGCAGCACAAGCCCCGGCUAUAUCUGAUAUAGUUAGCUUUCACAGACAGUCCCCUGAUAAUGACAGUGCCCUACCACGGCCCACUGCCAACCAUCACAGUGCCCUACCUGCUGUGGAGGGAGCCCCUAUGAUGUAUGUUACCUUUAAUCCAUCCCAAGCUGCAACCCUAGUAAUUUCUCUCUCAGACCUAGAAAAGCAACCCAUGUACAGUACACCAACACAUGAAACAGACUCUUCUUUCUUGUCUGUUUCAUGUGUUGGUGUACUGUACAUGAAACAUGAGACUCUUCUUUCACAUGUUUCAUGUGUUGGUGUACUGUAGAUGGUACUCCUCGAAACAACCCACUAACCAAGCUCUUACGGGUGGGCUCAGACAUUCUCACACGGUUUGUUGUGUCUUCUACCUGUCCUAUUAACCUGUUAGAUGCUGAUGUUCUCUCCCGCCUGCAGGCUUCUAUCUCCUUUACUGAUGAAGGUCAGGUUCAGUUGUUAACUCCUCUCUCUCAUAAGGAUACCUCAGCUCUCUGUUCUCUAUUACACAUGGAGUCUCCCCGUUUGCCCUGGAUAGGGUCCCAGCCAAGCUUUGGUCCACAGGCCCAGAUGAUAUUGGAUGUCUUCAAGUUCCUCCUGUCAUUGUGAAACUGUAUGAAGGAGCAAACCCACCACGUAGGCCGCAAUACCCCUUGAAGCCUGCUCAGGCCCUUGCCAUCUCCAAACAGGUUGAGAACCUGUUAGCAAAAGGUGCUCUUGUUAAAUGUGUAUCAAAAUGUAACACUCCUCUGUUUCCAGUAAAGAAGAAAACUGAAAAACGGGAACCAGACCAAUACCAUAUGGUCCAAGACCUCUGUGCUGUCAAUGAUGUCACAGUCAGGGAUACAGCCAUCGUGCCCAAUCCACACAUACUUCUGUCACAGGUACCUCCUACAGCAAAAUUCUUCACUGUGAUAGAUCAGUUUCAUGGGUCACAUCAAUGUCCCAUAGGCUACUUUUCCUGCAAGUUAGAUCCAGUGGCCAGAGGAGAACCAUCCUGUCUACGAGCUGUUUUUGCUGCAAGCGCUCUGCUGGACAAGACUAAUGACAUUGUUCUUGGACACAAGCUUUCACUCCUUGCACCUCAUGAUAUUACUGCAAUUCUCAAUCAAGUCCAGCCAAAGCACCUUACCUCUGAAAGACAUCUCCGCCUACAGACAGCUUUACUUCUGCCUGACAACGUAACUCUACAAAGAUGCUACUCACUGAAUCCGGCCACUCUUCUGCCCCUUGUACCAAUAUAAUAAUACUGGUACAGCCUUGACAUAGACUCUGACAUUCUCUUUGAACUACAGAUACAAAAACCCUGAGUUCCACAUGAUGAGCAGCCUCUACUCUACCUACAUUGCACCCUAUGGUUCAGAAAUACCCCAGGACCAGAUCCACAUUACAAAGAAGAACUAUUCAGACUGGUGGAAGUAUGCCUCAUCCUGACAGACCUUUUCAGUGACUAUAAAUAGUGUAAUCCUGGUCGAGUUACCCAUGGAAGUAAGACACAUGUAUCACCACUGGGAGGUGGCUGUUCCUCGCAUCUCCUUCACUAAGUCCUCAGAAAUCUCAUGGAAGGAACUUGGCCCAUAAGCAAAAACAUGGAGCACUGCAAGUCAAGAUCAACUUGCAAUGGAAGGAGUCACCAAGAGAACUGUGAAUUGCAAAACAGUUAGCUACCCUCAAUAUCACACAGAGAUAAGUGAAGACACCCCUCCUACAGAGCAGGAUCCGGAUGCUCCUCAUGAUUGCUUUGAACAGAUGAAAAUGGAGACAACACAUCUCCCAACAGUGCAUAAAGUUGCUCUGCCAGAUCCUGACUUCACCCUGUUCGUGGAUUGUUCUAGGUUUGCAGACGAGAAGGGAAGGUACCAUACUGGAUUUGCUGUUACUACAGAAGAUCGGGUACUUCAAGCAUCUUCACUUCCCUCAUCCAUGUCUGCUCAAGAAGUUGAAUUAACAGCCCUCACAGUAGCAUGCAAAAUGUACGAAGGAAAGCGUGCUAAUAGUUACACUGACUCAAGAUAUGCCCUGGGUGUGGCACAUGAUUUUGGAUUAAUCUGGAAAACAAGAGGUUUCCUCACAGCAACUGGCACGCCAGUCAAACAUGGUGUGGCAAUCAAACUACUGAUGGAUGCCUUACUGCUUCCUGAAGAAGUGGCUAUACUGAAGGUAAAGGCCCACGGAAGAUUGAAUUCAGAAGAAGCACAUGGCAACUAUUUAGCUCACCAGGCCGCCAAUGAUGCUGCACAAAAAUCAAGGGAAGUGGACAGAAGAGUGUCCGCUGAAGGAACUCCUAUAUACACUAUGCAAACUCUACCCACGGAUCUCAAGUUUCUGAAAGAACAACAAGCAGCUGCUACCCCACAAGAAAGGCAAAGUUGGAAAGAAAAAGGGGCAACCCUUCAGGAUGGGGUGUAUACCAUCAAUCUCAAAUUCUGCCUACCCAAGAACAUGUACCCAGCAGUGGUCCAAUGGGCCCAUGGACUAGCACAUUUGUCUAAACCCCUCAUGAACUCUCUGAUUGACAAAUAUUUUGAAGCACCUGGAAUAACUUCACUGACCAAGAAUUACUGCAGUUCUUGCACCAUUUGUGCCAUAUGUAAUCCAGGAAGAAUGAUUAAAGCUCCUCCAAAACAUCUGGCGAAGCCACAUGAUCCUUUCCAGAGGAUCCAAAUUGAUCAUUGUAACGGACCAUUUUGCACACAAGAGGUUAAAAACCGUUUAGGCGAUAUUGCCCUUCCAGAUACACAGGCAGCUACUGUAAGCACCAAUCUCCCGAACUGAAUACAAGGGAAUGCUCCAAACUCCCGAACUGCAUACAAAGUAGACAUGUGCAAUUCGUUUCGGGCCGAAUAUGAAUUCGGCCGAAUUUCAGGCAAUUCGGACAUUCGGGUACUUCCGAAUGUCCGAAUAGCCGAAGUGCCGACCUAAUGUCCUCCCUCCUGGCCCCCACCCCUGAGCGGUGGCUGGGGGCCCUAAAAUACUAAUUAGGGGGACCUAAUGUCCCCCCUCCUGGCCCCCACCCCUGAGCGGUGGGUGGGGGCCCUAAAUAAAAAAAUGACCCCACACUCCGGGUUACUAGGGGUCCCCAAACCCCUAGUCACCCCCCUCCCCCCAAAAAUUAACCCCUACCUACCCCCCUAACCCUAAAUAUUAUGAGGGGGGACCAUUUAACUAAGUACCUGAAAAAAAAAUAAUAACCGACACACUUAAAAAAAAAAACAAAAACAAAAAACGAGCACUCUGAUUGGUUGGUUUGAAAUCCACCAAUCAGAGUGCUCAGUGUCAUUUUACACAGCGUGGGAAAGUUCUUUGGAAUUUUCCCACGCUGUGUAAUUUGACUUAUAACACUCUGAUUGGUGGAUUUCAAACUAACCAAUCAGAGUGCUGUGACAGGUAAAUGUAGAGACUUACCUGUCAGUCUCUUCAUUUACCUGUCAGAGUACUCUGAUUGGAUGGCUUAAACCCACCAAUCAGAGUGCUCUGAGCCUAAUUGCAGGGCGGGGGAAGGCUUUAUAAGCCUUCCCCCGCCCUGCAGAGCUCAGUCUGCGCGGAGCCCUCGCCGGGUUAUUAUAUAUUUAUUUUUUUAAGUGCGUCGGUUAUUAUGGCUUUUUAUUUGGCCUUUUUUGGGGCUGAAAAAAGAAGAUUUUAGAAGAAAGAAAACAUCAAAUGGUAAGUUUUUUUUUUCCCCCAGGUACUUAGUUAAAUGUCCCCCCUCAUUAUUAUUAGGGUGAGGGGGGUAGGUAGGGGUUAAUUUUUUGGGGGAGGGGGGUGACUAGGGGUUUGGGGACCCCUAGUCACCCGGGGGAGGGUUUUUUUUUAUUUAUGGCCCCCACCCACCGCUCAGAGGUAGGGGCGAGGGGGGAGGACAUUAGGUCCCCCCCCUAAUUAGGUAGGGGUUAAUUUUUGGGGGGAGGGGGGGGACUAGGGGUUUGGGAACCCCUAGUCACCCGGGGGAGGGGGGGGUUAUUUUUUUAUUUAGGGCCCCCACCCACCGUUCAGAGGUGGGGGCCAGGGGGGAAGGACAUCAGGUACCCCCCUCAUUCUAAUUUAGGGCCCACCCCUCCGCUCAGGUCCCCCCAAUUAGUUUUUAGAGCCCCCACCCACCUCUCAGGGAUGGGGGCCAGGGGGGAGGACAUUAGGUCCCCCCUAAUUAGUUUUUAGGGCCCCCACCCACCGCACAGGGGAGGGGGUCAUGGGGAGGACAUUAGGUCCCCCCCAUUCUAAUUUAGGGCCCCCUCCCACCGCUCAGGGGUGGGGGCUGGGGGGAGGACAAUAGGUCCCCCCCCAUUAUUUUACUUUAGGGCCCCCACACGCCGCUCAGGGGUGGGGGCCAGGGGGGAGGACAAUAGGUCCCCCCCAUUAUUUUACUUUAGGGACCCCAUCCGCUGCUCAGGGGUGGGGGCCGGGGAGAGGACAAUAGGUCCCCCCCAUUAUUUUACUUUAUGGCCCCCACCCGCCGCUCGGGGUGGGGGCUGAGGGGGGGGCAAUAGGUCCCCCCCAUUAUUUUACUUUAGGGCCCCCACCUGCCGUUCAGGGGUGGGGGCCGGGGGGGCAAUAGCCCCCCUUUAGUUUAAAAGCCCCACUCGCGCGUCGCGGAUGGGGGCUCGGGAUGGGGGUACCCAUUUUUUAAAUUUAUUUUUUUAACAGUUUUUUUUUAACGGUUUAAUAGACAUGCCCCUACUCGCGGUAUAGCGAGUAGGGGCACAAUUUACUAAUACUAAGUAAUUUUUACUUAGUAUUAGUAAAUUUGGCUGAACCCCUCUACCCCCCCAAACGACAGGAGAGACCCCCGAGAACACUACAGGGCAGACUAUCGGAGACAUGUGGAGGCAAGCCCGUGGCGCCAGUGGGCCCAACAUGGCGGCUCUCCAUGGUGGCUGCUCGGAUUUUUCCAAGGAACUAUCUGAGGAUGCAGACAACGAAUAUCAACCUGCCCUUGCCCUAACACAGAUGGCAAAACAGAGCAAGAAGGGAGCAGACUCUGAGCCAGUCACCACGGCGAUCCUAAAAGCACUAUUGGCAGACCUGCAGAGAAACAUCCUUGCAGAUGUCACGGCACUACAAAGCGACCUACAGGGCCUGACAGGCCGCAUCGGCACACUGGAGGGAUCCACACAAGCAAAUGCCCAGAACAUAACCAUAUUACAGCAGGCAAUGCAUGACUUGCAAUCACAGACCCAGCAGCAUUAACGUCGCCUCGCAGCCCAAGAGGAUUCCAGGCGGAGACACAAUCUGAAAGUCAGAGGGGACUCAGAGGCAGUGCCGGAGCAGGAGCUGCCACAUGUCAUGAGGCGCCUGCUAUCGACCAUCUUACCGCCCAGGCAAGCCAAAGGAAUUGACCCUGCCGACCUCUUUCGCAUCCCCAAGCCUGCAGGAGCACCAGCCAUGGCCUCAAAGGACGUUAUACUAGCAUUCUGCAAUGGAAGAGACAAAGCUGCAGUCCUCACCACCCUACGAGGGAAAACACCUCUCCAAUUUGAGACCAUGAAGCUGACUUUCGAUGCUGACUUUUCCAGUGGAACCCUAGCAUGGCGAAGGUCGCUCCGACCACUCAUCUCCCUGCUCCAACGCCAUAAGAUCGAGUACCGCUGGCGACUCCCCCGAACGCUCCAAAUACAACAAGGGGCAAACUCCCACCAAAUCCAGGACAUCCAGGAUGCUGCAACUUCGCUACGAACUCUGGGCCUACCACAGGACUCACUCUCCCAGGGGGGACAACCCAACCUCACCUCACCAACACGCAGAAUCAUAAAAUUCAACGAUAAUAUAGUAAGACCUUUCUCUCUCCAAAUAAGUAAAGAAAGAAAGAAAGAUUAAAACAAUUAAGGUCUGCAAUAGGAUUUAAGAAGAAGGGUUGGGGGAGGGCUCCGGGUGGGAAGGGAUUGGGAGAUAAAUAGACAAUGUUAAAAAAAUUUUAGUUUUCCCUUUUUAUUUUCUUUUGUCUUUCCCUAUCUAUGAACUCUAAUAAGGAAAAGAAGUAGAAUCUAAAUAAUUAUUUAGGAAACCAAAUAGUGGGUAAGAGAUUUAAGGGAAUAGAGGAGAGAAGAUAUUAAUGAUGACAAGAUUACCAAUGCGUUUACUAUAUAAGCAAUAAUCAAAACCUUACAUGACAAGAUACUUGUCUGAUAUUGUCCAAAGUAAAAAAAAAAAAAGAAAUUUGUGCGAAAAUAUCUGUACAACAAGGCCCAUAAUAUAACAUACUGCAAACCCCAUGAUGUCUACUUGCACAACUGAUAUGUAUUUAUGGGUAACUUGAACUGUCAAAUUGCUACAGUGCUCUACAAUUCAGAAUAGGCCCCAUCAAAUCCAUCAUUCAAAGUUCUAACGGUAAAAACUGCAAUAGUCAGGUCUUAUUAUAUAGCACUGCAACUUCACACAACAGUGGCAAAGGCUUACAUUGUGGGUAUUUUUGUACCCAGAAGAUGUAGCUGAAGACAAUAUGAAGUUUUGUACAGGAGUAGCACACAUCAGGUUUUAGAACUACAACCCGUAUUUGAUCUAAAACUACCAAAAAAAUAAAAUGAAAUUCCAGACAUAUGAUGUACUCUAUAAAUCAAGACAAAUACAUUUAAUUAAGAGUUCUUGCAUAGCAAGACCACUUACUGUUAUUUCACAUGUAUAUUAUUUUUAUUAAGUGUUCUUGCAUAGCAAGACCACUUAAUGUUAUCUCACAUAUAUAUAAUUCUUAUUAUAGCCAAAUUUACCACCCUAACUCCUCCCACAGUUUUUACACUACAUAGACACUAAUAUACCGAAAUGUGCAGAUUCUUCCCGAUUGUAUUGCUUUUACUUUGUGGAACGUUUCGCCGAUUGGUUCGUCGUUCUUGUGGCGAAAUUGGUCCCAUAGAAAUGAAUGGCAAAGUGUUCAAAACUAAAGUGGGAGCUGGCAAAAGCUGAAAAAUCAAGACAUGAUUUCCAAACUGCCACCACUCCCUCAUUUUCAAGGCCACCUACACAAAUCUUAUAUCAAAACGUUCAGCUAUCCCUGCUGCCACUAAAAAAUUUCCAUAGAUAAGCCAUAGUCCUGAUAGUUUUCAUAAUAUGACCAUUUGUUUGCAACUCACGCCUUGGGCCGUCUUUAAUAUUGAUUGGACCCUGGGCAAAGUAUUUGCUUGGGCCCCCUGGUAUCCUCCCGAGGUGUGCAAUCACGUCCUCCACCCCAACGCAGUGGCAGACCUAAAGUAGAGAGGUGCAAGAAUUUUUUUGAGCCUCCCUAUCGCACAGGUAAUUAAAAGGUAGAUCCCCAGCUGUUGUGCAACUCCAGCAAUGCAUUUGACAGCUGGGGCUCUACAAUUUACCCAUGUUUGAAGGUUUGUAUUUAGCACUAAGCUGUUUUUGUGUGUUUGAAUGUAAACAGGUUUUUGUAUGGAAUAUGUUUGUAUGUGGUGUUGGCGUACUUGCAAGCAUGUAUUUAUGUGUAGUAGUUGGUUUUUGAAUGCAGAGGUAUGUUUACAUAUAAUUUUGGUGUGUAACAUAGACGUGUGUUUGUACGUAGUGUUUGAUUUUGACACACACAGACAUACACACACACGGACCUACUGACAGACACACACACACAGAUCUACUGGCAGGCACACACAGACCUACUGACAGACACACACAGACCUACUGACAGACACAAACACAGACCUAGUAACAGACACACACACACACACAGACCUACUGACUGACACACACACACACACCUACCUACUGACAGACACACACACACAGACCUACUGACAGACACACACAGACCUACUGACAGACACAAACAAACACAGACCUAGUGACAGACACAGAGACCUGCUGACUUACACGCACCCACACGCACCUACUGACAGACACACACAGACAUACUGACACACACACACACAGACCUAGUGACAGACACACACACGGACCUACUGACAGACACACACAGACAUACUGACACACACACAGACCUACUGACAGACACACACAGACCUACUGACAGACACAAACACAGACCUAGUGACAGACACACGCACACAGACCUACUGACUGACACACACACACACACCUACCUACUGACAGACACACACACACCUACUGACUGACAGACACACACAGACAUACUGACACACACACACAUAGUGACAGACACACACAGAGACCUACUGACAGACAUAAACACACACACACAUACUUACAGUUGCAAGAAAAAGUAUGUGAACCCAUUGGAAUGAUAUGGAUUUCUGCACAAAUUGGUCAUAAAAUGUGAUCUGAUCAUCAUCUAAGUCACAACAAUAGACAAUCACAGUCUGCUUAAACUAAUAACACACACAGAAUGAAAUGUUGCCAUGUUUUUAUUGAACACACCAUGUAAACAUUCACAGUGCAGGUGGAAAAAGUAUGUGAACCCCUAGACUAAUGACAUCUCCAAGAGCUAAUUGGAGUGAGAUGUCAGCCAACUGGAGUACAAUCAAUGAGAUGAGAUUGGAGGUGUUGGUUACAGCUGCCCUGCCCUAUAAAAAACACAUGGUAUGGUGGUGGGGGCAUCAUGGUUUGGGGCUGCUUUGCUGCGUCAGUAUUUGAACGGAUUGCUAUCAUCGAAGGAAAAAUUAAUUCCCAAGUUUAUCAAGAUAUUUUGCAGGAAAACUUAAGGCCAUCUGUCUACCAGCUGAAGAUCAACAGAAGAUGGGUGUUGCAACAGGACAAUGACCCAAAGCAUAGAAGUAAAUCAACAACAGAAUGGCUUAAACAGAAGAAAAUACCCCUUCUGAGGUGGCCCAGUCAGAGUCCUGACCUCAACCCGAUUGAGAUGCUGUGGCAUGACCUCAAGAAGGCGAUUCACACCAGACAUCCCAAGAAUAUUGCUGAACUGAAACAGUUCUGUAAAGAGGAAUGGUCAAGAAUUACUCCUGACCGUUGUGCACGUCUGAUCUGCAACUACAGGAAACGUUUGGUUGAAGUUAUUGCUGCCAAAGGAGGUUCAACCAGUUAUUAAAUCCAAGGGUUCACAUACUUUUUCCACAUGCACUGUGAAUGUUUAUAUGGUGUGUUAAAUAAAAACAUGGCAACAUUUCAUUCUUUGUGUGUUAUUAGUUUAAGCAGACUGUGAUUGUCUAUUGUUGUGACUUAGAUGAUGAUCAGAUCACAUUUUAUGACCAAUUUGUGCAGAAAUCCAUAUCAUUCCAAAGGGUUCACAUACUUUUUCUUGCAACUGUACAUACACAUAUGCAAACUGUAAAGCCCCCCUCCAUCUUCCUACCUUACCUGGGGUCCAGUGUGCUGCCUUGGGUGGCUGGGAGUUGGGGAUUGGCUCUCUUUGCUCAGUCCCCCUCCUCGCUGCCUCCUGGCUCAGCCUCCCUCCCGCGCGGCUCAUCAUCUCUGAGGGAGGAAGUGACUCGCGGACGUCACUUCCUCCCAGGCUGCCGUAAAGCAGGGGGCCCGGUCGUGCUGUUAAAGGGCCACAGCACCCGACCGGGUCCCUGUUGAAGCGUGCUCACCAGGUGGCCCUAAGUGUAUUGGCCACCCGGUGAGCCCACUUAGAGUAUGGGCCCCUGAUGCAGCCGCAAUACAAGCACCGCGGGCCCACGGGUGGGGAGGGAAUUUUUCUUAUGCAGGCUAUGGGCGGCGGGGCCACAGGGCAGCUGCUUUGGGCUCCCAAGGAGUAACUGGGCCCCGCGUAAAAGACGGCCCUGCUCACGCCGUCCAUUGACAUUUAUUUAAACUCCACUCUAGCCAGCUCAAACCUGAAGGGCAAUUUCUAAACUGCGACUGUGCCUUCAUUUUUAAUACUUCAGAGACAUACAUGCAUCAUGUAGGUCUGGGUCUUGUGAUUCUCACAAUAUAAAGCUCUUCGCUGUAGGAUUUAUAGUUUUUAAAAUACGACCGUUUGAAGAUGGCAACUGCCAGUGAAGUGAGCAAUUUGGAGCAGUUUGUUUUCAACCGCUUUUUCUCUGCCCUAUUUGAAAUCUAUUAGUUCCUAUUGGCAGUUGGUGGAAUGUUCGAGGGAUUUUAAAGAUUUGAAAGCUCUUCUCUGCCCUUGCUGUAGAGUGAGUGAACCACACUCCAACCUUUCCACAGUUACUCCAGCCACUCCAACCACACAACCACUCCACCCAGUUACUCUGCCCACUCCAGUUGUAGACUACUGGUGGAGGCAAGAACACUUCACACAAUUUCCCCAGAAAUUGUAGCUUUUCUAGUUCGAAUUACUUUUCUUAAAGGACCACUAUAGUGCCAGGAAAACAUACUCGUUUUCCUGGCAUUAUAGUGCCCUGAGGGUACCCCCACCCUCAGGGACCCCCUCCCGCCAGGCUCUGGGGAGAGGAAGGGGUUAAACUUACCUCUUUCUCCAGCACCGGGCGGAGAGCUCUCCUCCUCCUCCUCUCCUCCCCUCCAUCUUCUCCUCCUCUUCGUCUGAAUGCUCAUGCGCGGCAGGAGCCGCGCGCGCAUUCAGCCAGUCCAUAGGAAAGCAUUCACAAUGCUUUCCUAUGGACACUGGCGUCUUCUCACUGUGAUUUUCACAGUGAGAAGCACGCAAGCACCUCUAGCGGCUGUCAAGAGACAGCCACUGCAGGCUGGAUUAACCCAUUUAUAAACAUAGAAGUUUCUCUGAAACUGCUAUGUUUAUAAAAAAAAAAGGGUUAACCCUAGCUGGACCUGGCACCCAGACCACUUCAUUAAGCUGAAGUGGUCUGGGUGCUUAUAGUGGUCCUUUAAGUCUAGACAAAGGCACAAGUUCUGAACCAAAAGAAAACCUAGAAUUGAAGCUAUAUGUUUGUUAAACCAUAAACUACCUAUUUCACCCACACUUAUUAUAUAUCAUUUUGUUAAGAACAAAUAGGGUUUUCAUUUCACAUCAAUGUAUAUACUGUAUGAACCAAUAUUUAAUAUGAAUAAAAUCUAAAUAAGAUACAGAAAAAAUUCGAAGAAUACAUCUUAAAAGGAAAGGAAUUAAAAAUCAUUAACGAAAAAGAAGCUAAUUACUUAUCUAUUGAUUACCCUAAAGUACCGGUGUUCUAUCACCUACCUAAGGUACAUAAAGACCAACACAAUCCACCGGGUAGGCCCAUAAUAUCAGGUAUUGACUCUGUAUCCACACGGAUAUCAGAAUAUAUAGAUAUUAUGCUGCAACCUUUAGUGGUGAAAAACCCAUACUAUCUCAAAGACACCAUCCAUAUGCUUCAAAUAUUAGAACAGACUGAAUGGCAGGAAGGGAACUUCCUAGUCACAUGUGACGUUAGCUCCCUAUAUAGUAUAAUCCCCCAUAAAAAAGGACUGGAAGCAGCGAAGUACUUUUUAGAAAAAUCAUCUUUUAGAGAAGAACAAAUAGAGUUCAUUUUAGAAGGAAUUUUACUUAUUUUAACCAACAAUUUUUUUUGGUUUCAGGACCAUUUUUACCUACAGAUCUGCGGUACAGCGAUGGGCACCAAGUUCGCCCCCAGCUAUGCCAAUUUAUUCAUGGCAUACUGGGAAGAAUUCUUUAUUUCCAUUGGCCAUGGCUGGAGGGCGAACUUGGUGUCCUACCGCAGGUAUAUAGAUGAAAUAUUUUUUAUAUGGACAGGCAGUAGUUGUGAAUUGACACGUUUUCUGGAGUUUCUCAAUACUAACGAUUGGGGCAUAAAAUUGUCUAGUAAUGUGAGCAAUAUUAAUAUUAAUUUUUUAGAUCUUAAUAUUUAUAUAAAAGGAUCUAGCAUUUUUACUAGAAAUUAUUUUAAACCGGUGGACUCAAACAGUUACAUUAACCGAACCAGCUGCCAUCACACUCCCUGGCUCACCAAUGCCCCUAAAGGGCAAUUUAAAAGGAUUAGGAGGAACUGUAAAGAAGAAGAAGAAUAUAUUAAACAGGCCGAAUACAUAAAAAAUCAGUUCAUAGAAAAAGGGUAUGAUGAAGAAGAUCUGAAGAAAGACAUGGAAGAAAUCAGACUCCUGGAAAGGAGCCAACUUCUAAAAUAUAAAUCUAAAAAUACGGCAUAUAAUUCCAACGAAGUCCCUUUCAUUAGUAAAUAUAAUGGAAACACGAGAAAAAUACAAAGAGUCAUUAAUAAACAUUGGCAUAUCUUAAGAGACGACCCCAUACUUAAGGAUAUUCUACCUUCUAAACCAAGAAUGAUUUAUAGAGGUACGAGUAACCUCAAAAAUAUGUUAAUUAGAAGUAAUUUAGAAACAACAAGACCUAAGCAUUUUAUUAAUAAUCUGAUAGGUUUUUAUGGUUGUGGGGAGUGUUUACCAUGCAGAGUUACAAAAUACAAAAAAAGACAUCUCGUAGAUAUAGGUGGAAUAAUAGGAUGACCAUACAAAAUAAGAGAUCACCUUACUUGUCAUUCUAAAGGAAUUAUUUAUGUCCUGAAAUGUCCAUGCAAUCUCCUCUAUAUAGGGAGAACCAUACGACCCUUGAAUGUAAGGAUUGCGGAACAUGUCCGCAAUAUUAAAAAAGGCCUUGAAACACACUCUGUCAGCAUUUUAAAAUUCAACAUAAUCAAGACCCUACAGGUUUAUUUUUUUGUGCAAUAAAAUCAGUUCAAAAGGAUUGGAGGGGAGGUAACUAUAUCAAUAAGCUGGGUAAAGAGGAAAUGAAAUUCAUUUUUAAUUUUAAUACUCUUAUACCAAACGGUCUCAAUUCAGAUUUUGAAAUUUGUCAUUUUUUAUAAUAUGUCACUACAACACUUUCUGUUCUAUUUUUUAUAUGAAGCAUACCCAUGUAGUAACAUUAGGAUUUUAGAAGCUACAAAGUAUAGCCACACUCUUUAUACAGAUAAUUGAUUUUAUAUAUAUAUAUUUUUAAUUUUUUAUUCAAAUUAUCCAUAUUACUUACAAGUUCUAUAUCAUGGAUUUGCUUUAUAUAUGUGUGUGAACCCAAUAAUAUAAUUUUUUAAAUGAUUUUUAUUAAUUUAUAUAACAUGUCUAUGAGAUUUUCCAUAUGUAUAACUAAGUUAUUUCCAUUUUCUCCAUUAAAUACUGGGUAUACAACCCGAUAUUCAUAUUGUUUAUGGACUAAAGGGAAUAAUAAGAACAAUAAAGCUUGUUGAAUGUGUGGAACGCAUAUGCGUUCCAACAGCGAUCUAACCAACAAUCCGCGAACCGGAAACACGUCAUCGACAUGCGACCGGAAACAGAAAAACCGUGCGAACACGGAAGAAACCAUCUUCCUGGAUGGAUAUAAAAACACACUAUCAGACGGACAUCAUUAGCAACUGAGGAAGCCCACGACUUGGGCAAAACGCGUUUUGCAACUCUUUUUUACCCCACAGAGGACUUACUUACUUCACUACAGUUCAGUAUUAAGUCUCCAUUUUUUCUUAUUGUAUAUUUUUGUAUAUUUGCACUUUACUGUUCAUCAUUAAAAGGAAUUUAGUCCCCAAUACUCCAUUGGUGUGGACACUUCUUUUGGAACCAGUGAAAGGCCACCUGUAUCUUGAAAGGGAGUGGGAUCCCUCCAAACCAUCCCACAGGCACUCUGAUUGAGCCACUAUCUAUUGGCUCCCUCCUUGUGAGUACUGAAUCGUACAUCUUAUGUUUAUAAAAUAUUAUACUGUAUGAUAUUGCACUAGGUGCUUGUAUAUCAUUUUAUCUUCACAGUUACUCCUUUUGCCUUCAUAUCACCAUCCUUUACCCUGAACCGUAUCAUUCCACCCAUUGUAUGUAGAUGAUUUUAUGUUAUUUGCUGUGUGGAUAGAGAGGUUACCACACGGGUGUUUUUUGAGUGAUUUGGUAUCUAUUUGGGUCACACGCUUAAACUCUGUACUUGUAUUUCUAAAAUCUAAUUAAGUUUGAGAACUUAAGAUAGUCUUUUCCAAGUUCAGCAUUGCACUUUUUACCAUGUUUGUCAUAAUACUGAGAGGUUUCAGUGUUAUAAAACACUAAUAUAUGUGUUCUGCAAAGUUUCACAAGUACAACAAUAUCCCCAUGUAAAGGUUUUAAUUGGGGUUUUGGAAGUUACAAGGACAAAUAUGGUACCUGGUCAUUUCAAUAUUUACAAAUAGAAAUUUUCAAAAUUAAUUUUCUGUGCUUAUGUUGCCUUUGAAGCAGCAUGACUGUCCAAUGAAGAAAAUUACUCUCUGUGGUAUUGAAUGACAUGCUUUUUGCAAAAGUCCAGACUUUUUAGUAGCCGCUUAGUCACAAAACCUGGCCAAACUUAGUGUUCAUAUUUUUGUGUGUUUUUAACACGAUCGUUUCACUUUCACUGUUUAUAUCAUCAUCCUUAUAUGAUUUAAAACAAUAAAACACCCAUAUUUAUGUUCAGCCAUGUCCUAUAAGUACAACAAUACCCCUCGUGUACAGGAUUUAUUGGGGUUUUAUUCCUGGAAGUUACAGGCCAAAUAUUGGACCUGCCUAUUUCAAUCUUCAUACAUGGAAAUUUGACAAAUUGGUUUUCUGGGCUUAUGUUCACCUUUGAGGCAGUAUGAACGACCAGGAAAGAUAAUUACCCCCUUGCUGGCAAACCAUUUUCAAAAGUAGACAACCAAGGAUAUUCAAAAUGGGAUAUUUUAAAUUAUUUACUGUAGCCACUUUAUCAAGACUGAGCUUAACUUAAGCAGGGACAGGCCAAGGUGAAGGGUAUAACAUGAAAAUAAGUUGGAACAGGCAGCUGAAUAAUAAGCAUAAUAAUGACAAACCGAGAUCAGGAAUCCAGAAUAACCAAUAAAUAGGGUCACAGAGUUAUUCAACUCAAUAGUUUAGCUCUUUAUGGUAGACUGUGAAACAGUCUCAUACAUCCCAACAUCGCCAGUUCCAGAAUCGGGACGCCAGUGGGAGGGAAGGAAAGGAAGCAGGCCAGUGAUGCGAUUGUGUCACUAGGUCUGCCCAAAAGAGGCAGACAUGUAUGGAAAUGGAGUCGACCUGCCCGGAAAUAUUGUGUGUCCACCCUCAUUACUGGCAGGUCAGUCUGGCUCAGUGCCCUAAAUAUGCUUCUAGUGAUGCGCUCAUGCAAUGAUAAUUGGGGACAGUUCCUGGUUUAGUUGGGACAUUGAGACAGGACCCAAAAAUCAGGACUGUCCCACCAAAAUCGGGACAGUUAGGAGGCAUGCAGUUUGCAAGUUAGACACUCAACACUUUCUCUUGGAUGUUUUUUUUUGCAAGCGUUAGGGAGGAUCUUAGAAAGAAAGUGCUUUCCGCAGGCUCUGGACACACAUGGACUAAAAUGUGGAAGGAUUAUGGACUUGGUAAAUAAAUUACCUGAUAAAAGUUUUAAGGUAAAACCAAUAAAAUGCUAUGAUUUCACUGUAGCUGCUUUUCUUUUCAGCACAUAUGAAUUGUAGAUACGGGUAAAGUAUAUGGCAAUUUGUUUACAGCAGGUUUUAGUCUUGCGGUUAACCAAAUAAGUGUCAGGAUUACAGUAUGAUCCAGCACGUAGAAUUGUGUAACACAGAGGACUAAUAGGUAACGUAUACUUAGAAUGGCUGGACUAAAGAAUAGUCAGGAAUAGCCAAGGUCAAGGGACACAGAAAGAGACACAAUGAUAAGGAAAAGCCAGAAAACAGGAAAGUCAGGGAUGCCAGAAAACAGGAAAGUCAAAAACAAUGCCAAAGUCAAAUUACCAGAAUAACCAGAAUCAAUAAUGCGCUCUCGGACAACCACAAGGGAAACCACAACAGGGCACUGAGUAGGAUGAAAACUGGGCCUAAAUACCCUUCCUCUGAUAGGCUGUAAUCGGCAUUUGACUCCAAUGGCAGUUACCAGGUUUCUCAUUUGCAUAAUUGCUGCUCAGCACAAACCCUCCUGUGAAUUUGAUUGCUGCUCAGCACAACUUUUCCUGUCAGGACAGUAAUGUUGCUCGGCACAACUUUUCCUGUCAGAACAGUAAAUGUCAUUAAUCACAUUUUUAUAUGCGGAUGAAUACGUCACAAUAAGGCUGUAUGCACGAUUCAACCAAAUAUACCCUCACUCGCAUCCAUGCCUGGUUUGGCCAUCGGGCAAAUGCACAGUUGAACCAAUAUGCUCAUUUUAAAGGGGGGAGGGAAGGGGCGUGUUUGUCAUUGGUAAUGACACAACAAAUUUCCUCUAUGUUCCCGUUUCCUUCUCACUGGGCCCUCGUGAUUAAAAAAUACCUGUGCUAAAAUUUUUUCCCAGUUUGGCCCUGCCCCAAUUGUUUUCUACACUUAACAAUGCACUUUCGUUGUGCAUUGUAGACAGCAUGUACUCAUCUUUUUAUCAGUGUACUGAAGGGCCGGCACCUCAUCCUGUCAUAAAGCUGAAAUGGAGCCUCUAUGGUUUUUGCCGCAUUUUAAUUUUGGGGGAAACCUCUGAUGGUAGCCUUCAUUCAUCAUGGAAGGAGAAGAUCCUACACAAUCUUGGGAAUCAAGGAAUCGUGGUGGGUCAAGAUGGCUAUUGUUCCUUUGAUAAAUGUGAAGUGCCCAGGUAUAGCCAGUAGUGCAUGCGCUUAAUACGUAAUAUUUAAUCCCAUAGAGUAACUGCUUUGAUACGAUAUAUCACUUACUUCCCUAGGGAUUCUACUAUGCACAAGUUUUUUUUUCAGGUAUGUAUUUUUUGGAAAACUUAUCAGACCGCUGUUUCAUAUGGGGCUGUAUAGCCUGUCAUAGAGUGGGUCAUUUCUACAAGGACACUAAGUGUGGUUAAAAUGGAAGAAUCACAACAUUUGCUCAUUUCUAUCCCUCUUCAUAAUCCCUAGAAAAAGUUGUUUUGUUUUUAUUAUACCUAUUCCUAAGGUCAGUGCUUGAAAUAUUUUAAUUUCUGAGAACUCGGUGGGGUAUUAGGUGUUUUUUCUUCUGUGUGUGUGGUGUGACUUGGGGUAUGUAUAGAGAUAUUGGUAGGCAUACAAAUUGCUCAAAAUAUGCAUAUUUCUCAACUUUGGUUUCUUGUGAAGUAGGAUGCCAGUUAGAGACGGAAAGGGGGUGGGCCAAUGAUGCAAUUAAUAGAAUUAUUACAAUUAUCUAACACAUUUGUGGAAAUACGGGGUACAAUGCCGUUUAGCUAAACCCAGUACAGCAAUAAUCCACCCUAUUUAGCGUAACCAACUACAUCUAUAAUAAAUCCUCAGAAACAAGCCAAGAUGAAAGCACCCAUAGAAAUGACAGGACAGAACAGCCUGGUGUGAAUUCACGCCAGGCUGCCUGCCAAACAAAUAGGCCACCCUACCAAGGACUGACCAUGCAGGGAGCACUGUUUCAGUGCUCUCUGCAGGGUCCUAACAAUCUGAGCAUAGAGCAAGUGCGUUAGGACCAAGGGAGAGGUUGAGAGGCCUAAAUUUGAUGUACAACAUAACAAGAUUAAAAUAAUUUACUGGCUCACAAACUUCAACGCUGGUUGUAAUAAAUGGGCAGUGAGGUUUGGGGGUACCCAGUUUUUAUCUGACACUGAAAGGCUUUCUGAGCACCUCCUUGUAGAUGGUGGUUCUCUAGUAGCGCCAUCACUAGAGGACUUGCUUAGGGGCUCUAUCUGGGGCUGCAAAAGUGGCACUGUCAGAGAUGUUAAAUGUUUCACUCUUUGAGCACAUUUGAAUGCCGUAAGCCUCUUAUGCUGUAAAGUAAUGUGCCCUGCAAUUCAGACUGAUUACAGUCAUUGGACAGCAGGAAAAGUGUUUUAAAAAAAAUAGAAAAUUAUUAAAACUGACAAAAAGUUAAAUAAAAAAGGAAAAAAAUCUGACCCCACACAAAAAAAACCCAACAACAAAUGAACAGUAAUAAUUGCACUAAUCACAGCAGUUAACACUGUUAUCCGCAUUUAAAGGGUUAAACAUAAGUGGGGUUUUUUUGCUUGUUUUUUUUUUUUUUACAGGAAAACAGUUUUUGUUUUUUUUAAUAAGUAGAUGAAUUCAAAGUGAAUUUCAAAUUUAAGGCCAGAGUAGCCAAACUGGAAGCCUAGCUGGCUUAGAGAUUUUUUUCUAGUCCUGCUAUUUUGAAAUUCACUUUGAAUUCUCACUUUAGUUCAAUACCCUGACUGUUAUUUACUAACGUGAGAAUUCAUAGUGAACUUGAAAUGUAAUGCCAGAGUAGCCAAAUUAAAAGCAUAGCUGAGCUGGAGAAUAUUUCCAGUUCACCUAUUUUGACUGUAAAGGAAGACUAUUGCUUUAGGAAUACAAAAGUGUAUUCCUAACGCUAUAGUGUUCUAGUAACUAUAGCUAUCCGUUGCCCCCUAAAUAGAAAAUUUACUCCAUACUUACCAAUAUUUUUGUUUCCUGGAUUUGGCCAUGGCAGUACUACGCAUGGGUAUAGCUCCUCCCAUUUCCAAAUUGGACAGGAACACCUCCUAAUUAAAAUAAUAAAAGAGAGAUGCCUCCCCCUACCCUUCAGUCUAAGUCCCAAGCCACAAACAAGAAACCAAAAAGAGCAGGACUGUAGUGCUGCCAUGGCCUAUAUCCAGGAAACGAAAAUAUUGUUAAGUAUGGAAUACAUUUUCUAUUUUCACAGAUAUAUUCAUGGCAGCACUACUGAUGGGUUAUACCCAAGCUUAAAUAUGUCAGGGUGGGAAACAAACAAAAACACUGUAACACGCAUUUAUUAUUUACAUUAAUUACAAUGCAGCUGAUAGAACGCUUCUUCCAAUUUCAGAGGUAAAGGAUCUGGCAACAUCCAACAGAUAAUGGUGAAUGAAGGUGUUGAAUGAGGACCAAGUUGCUGCUGAACAAAUAUGGUCAGGAGAAACAUUGGCUGCAGCUGUCCAUGAUCUGUGUAACCAACAGGACCAGAACCCCUGAGGCCUCAUACACCUGAGAAAUGGCUGUGAUUAUCCACCGUCCAGUAGUUUCUGUGGAAGCCGACUGACCUUUAUUAUGACCAUAAGGGAUGAUAAAAAGGCUAGAUGACUUCCUAUGAAUAGUCCAGGUGAAUCGAUAUACAACGGACCAAGACAAUGCCACCUCUUUUCUUCUUCAGAUGAAGGAUAAGGGAAGAAUGCUGGUAAGAUAAUAUCCUGGUUAACAUGAAAAGAAGACAUAACCUUAGGACGAAAAGUUGGAACAGUCCGAAGAACAACUAUAUCCUCUUGUCGAAGAAGGAAAGGAGAUUCACACGAAAGAGCCUGAAGCCUGAAAUUCUCAUGAUAUUCACGGCAGCACUACUGAUGGGUUAUACCUAAGCUUAAAUAUGUCAGGGUGAGAAAGAAACAAAAACACUGUAACACGCAUUUAUUAUUUACAUAAUUACAAUGCAGCUGAUAGAACGCUUCUACCAAACUCAGAGGUAAAGGUUCUGACAACAUCCAACAGAUAAUGGUGAAUGAAGGUGUUGAAUGAGGACCAAGUUGCUGCUGAACAAAUAUGGUCAGGAGAAAUAUUGGCUGCAGCUGCCCAUGAAGAGGCCAAUGAUCUGUGUAACCAAUGGCACCUGUACCCCUGAGGCCUCAUACACCUGAGAAAUGGCUGUGAUUAUCCACCGUCCAGUAGUUGCUGUGGAAGCCAAUUGACCCAUAUUAUGACCAAAAGGGAUGAUAAAAAGGCUAGAUGACUUCCUGAUGUCAGAUGAACAGUCCAGGUGAAUCGAUAUACAACGGACCAAGUCCAGAAAAUGACACCUCUUUUCUUUUUCAGAUGAAGGAUAAGGGAAGAAUGCUGGUAAGAUAAUAUCCUGGUUAACAUGAAAAGAAGACAUAACCUUAGGAUGAAAAGUUGGAACAGUCCGAAGAACAACUAUAUCCUCUUGUCGAAGAAAAAAAAGGAGAUUCACAUGAAAGAGCCUGAAGCUCUGAAAUUCUUCAACCUGAUGUAAGUGCCACCAGAAGGACUCUUUUCACUCUUAAAGUCAGUAACGCAGUAUUUUCCAAGGGCUCAAAUGGAGCACCAGACAAAGCUUGUGAUACAUGAGGCAAGUCCCAGGGAAGAGAGCAAGACUUCAGUGGAGGACAAAGUUUUAGGAUGGCGUAAAAGAAUCUUCCAAUAUCUGGUUUAAAUGCCAACUUUUGAUCCAAGAGGAUAGAGAGGGCUGAAAUCUUCACUUUUAAGGUGCUGAGGCUGAGACCUUUUUCAAAUCCAUCCUGAAGGAUAUUAUUUAUGCCUGGAAGUUGCAGAGAAAUUUUAUAAAUAGUACACCAACUGCAGAAAAUAAACUAUACGGUAAUAUGCCAAAGAAGUUGAUAUUUUCCUUGUUUUAAGCAAAGUUUAAACUACCGAUAUGGAGAAGCCUAUCUUUAAGAGUUGUUGCCUCUCAAUUUCCACACCAUUUACUUCAAAGUCUGGGGUGCAAGAUGGAGGACUGGACCUUGAUGGAGUAACUGGUGUUGGAGAGACAGAUCUAGAGGGAGAUCCCGAGAUAAUUUCUGUAACAGAGGAAAUCAUGGCCAUCUAGGCCAAUACAGAAUAACUGCUAUGAUGGUCACAUGUUCUUGUUGGAUUCUCUUCAGAAGAGAAAAUAUGAUAGGUGUUGGGGAAAUGCAUAUCCUAGAUGGAACCUCCACUCGCAGCAUAGUGCAUCCCUGUCUUCCGCCAAAGGGUUGAAGAAUCGCGAGAAGAACCUUCUUACCUUGCUGUUUUGGGAUGUUGCCAUCAGGUCUACUUGUGGAAGGCCCUAUUUCUGGACUAUGCACUUGAAAGCUUGGGAAGAGAGGGCCCAUGCCACUCUUCUUAGAGAAUCUGCCAGCUGGUUGUCAUUGCCAGGUAGAUAGACUGCCUUGAGGCCCUUCAUAUUCUUUACCCAUUGAUGUUUCAGAGAGGGAAACCGGAGAAGCGCUUGGAAUACAGCCUGUAAUUCCAAGAUGUUUAAAGAUUGGUGUUUCACUCUGUUUUUCCAAAUACUCUGGAUGUGAUGGGUAUCCAGGAGUGCACUCCAACCGGAUUGACAGGUACAGUAAGUGAAAAAAAGUAUUUAAUCCCCUGAUUUUGAACGUUUGCCCAUUGACAAAGAAAUAAUCAGUCUAUAAUUUUAAUGGUAGGUGUAUGUAACAGUGAGAGACAGAAUAACAAAUCCAGAAAAACGCAUGUAAAAAAGUUAUAAAUUGAUUUGCAUGCCAUGAGUGAAAUAAGUAUUUGCCCCCUUCGACUUAGUGCUUGGUGGCAAAACCCUUGUUGGCAAUCACAGAGGUCAGACAUUUCUUGUAGUUCGCCACCAGGUUUGCACACAUCUCAGGAGGGAUUUUGUCCCACUCCUUUUUGCAGAUCCUCUCCAAGUCAUUAAGGUUUCAAAGCUGACGUUUGGCAACUCGAACCUUCAGCUCCCUCCACAUAUUUUCUAUGGAAUUAAGGUCUAGAGACUGGCUAGGCCACUCCAGGACUUUAAUUUGCUUCUUCUUGAGCUACUCCUUUGUUGCCUUGGCUGUGUGGUUUGGGUCAUUAUCAUGCUGGAAUACCCAUCCACGACACAUUUUCAAUGCCCUGGCUGAGGGAAGGAGGUUCACACCCAAGAUUUGACGGUACAUGGCCCCGGUCAUCGUCCCUUUGAUGUGGUGCAGUGAUCCUGUUCCCGUAGCAGAAAAACACCCCCAAAGCAUAAUGUUUCCACCUCCAUGUUUGACGGUGGGGAUGGUGUUCUUGGGGUCAUAGGCAGCAUUCCUCCUCUUCCAAACACGGCAAGUUGAGUUGAUACCAAAGAGCUCGAUUUUGGUCUCAUCUGACCACAACACUUUCACCCAGUUCUCCUCUGAAUCAUUCAUAUGUUCAUUGGCAAACUUCAGACGGGCCUGUACAUGUGCUUUCUUGAGCAGGGGGACCUUGUGGGCGCUGCAGGAUUUCAGUCCUUCACGACGUAGUUUAUUACCAAUUGUUUUCCUGGUGACUAUGGUCCCAGCUGCCUUGAGAUCGUUAACAAGAUCCUCCCGUGUAGUUCCGGGCUGAUUCCUCACUGUUCUCAUGAUCAUUGAAACACCAUGAGAUGAGAUCUUGCAUGGAGCACCAGACCGAGGGAGACUGACAGUUAAUUUGUGUUUCUUCCAUUUACGAAUAAUCGCACAAACUGUUGUCACCUUCUCACCAAGCUGCUUGGCGAGGGUCUUUUAGCCCAUUCCAGCCUUUUGUAGGUCUACAAUCUUGUCCUUGACAGCUCCUUGGACAGCUCUUUGGUCUUGGCCAUGGUGGAGAGUUUGGAAUCUGAAUGACUGAUUGCUUCUGCGGACAGGUGUCUUUUAUUCAUGUAAUGAGCAGAGAUUAGGAGCACUCCCUUGAGAGUGCUCCUAAUCUCAGCUGGUUACCUGUAUAAAAGACACCUGGGAGCCAGAAAUCUUGCUGAUUGAUAGGGGAUCAAAUACUUAUUUCACUCAUUGACAUGCAAAUCAAUUUAUAACUUUUUUGAAAUGCAUUUUUCUGGAUUUCUUUUUGUUAUUCUGUGUCUCACUGUUAAAAAUACACCUACCAUUACACCCUGGUCCAAAUUAUUAUGCAAAUGAUAUUUUUCUAAUUUACCUAAAUAAUUUAUGUAAAUAACAGUCAGCAUAAUUCUCAUGUUAUCAACUAUUGAGUACAAUUCAAAUUUUACUGAACAAACCUCCUAAUGAUAACAGUAUUUUUUUAAACAUAAAAAACUUACAAUGCACUGUUCCAAAUUAUUACGCACAGUAAGUUUCAAAACACUUUAUAGGUUGUAAAGAAAUGAAAAUUGUCAUUUGUUGUGUUUGCAGCAUAUUUACUGAAAUCAAAAGCUAUUUCAAUCAAACUUAUAACAACAUUUUAACUUUUUAAACAUUCUAACAGGUCACGUUACAUUUUAACAUAGGACCCCUUAUUUGACAGCAGCUUCACAAGUCUUGCAUCCAUUGAACCUGUGAGUUUUUGGACAGUUUCUGCUUGAAUUUGUUUGCAAGAUGUCAGAAUCCCAGAGCUGCUGUUUGGAUGUAAACUGCCUCCCACCCUCAUAGAUCUUUUGCUUGAGGAUGCUCUAAAGGUUCUCAAUAUGAUUGAGGUCAGGGGAGGAUGGAGGCCACACCAUGACUUUCUCUCCUUUUAUCCCCAUAGCAGCCAUUGAUGCAGAGGUAUUCUUUGCAUCAGGUAUUCUUUGUCAUGCAUGAAGAUGACUUUAUUACAGAAAGCAUAGUUCUUCCUUCUGUACCAGGGAAGAAAGUGGUCAGUCAGAAACUCCACAUACUUUGCAGAGGUCAUCUUUACACCUUCGGGGACCCUAAAGGGGCUGACCAACUAUCUUCCCAUGAUUCUGGCCCAACACAUGACUCCACCACCGCCUUGCUGACGUCGCAGCCUUGUUGGAACAGGGUGGCCGUCCACCACGCAUCCACUAGUCCAUCCAUCUGGACCAUCCAGGGUUGCACGGCACUCAUCAGUGAACAGGACUGUUUGAAAAUUAGUCUUCAUGUAUUUUUCUGCCCAAUGCAGCCAUUUCUGCCUGUGAGCAUUGGUUAGUGGUGGCCGAAUAGAAAGUUUAUGCACAGUUGCAAGACUCUGGAGGUCUACACUUUGAUGUCCGUGGGACUCCAGAGGCAUCAGCAGCUUCAAAUAUCUGUUUGCUAUGUAAUGGUAUUUUAGCAGCUACUCUCUUGAUCCGAUUCAUGGAUAUGGCAGAAAUCUUCCUUAAUGUGCCUUUAUCUGCACGAACCCGUCUGUGCUCUGAAUCAGCCACAAAUCUCUUACUAGUGCGAUGAUCACGCUUACGUUUUCGUGAAAUAUCUAAUGUUUUCAUACCUCGUCCAAGGCAUUGAACUAUUUCACUCUUUUCGGCAGUAGAGAGAUCCUUUUUGUGGAAUGUGGAACACCCUCGCUUAGUAGUUUUUCCUUAAAUUGGGCUCACCUGGUAAUCUAAUUAUCACAGGUGUCCAAAAUAGUUUUCAGUGAUCAAAAGAGCCCUGAGACACAAUGCCAUCCAUGAGUUAAACUGAAAAACAAAAUAUUUAAUUUUUGUGACACUUAAAUAGAAUUUGCAUAAUAAUUUGAAACAGGGUGUAAAUUCAAAUACUGGUAGAGGAACUCUCUUUGAGGAAUUCUCAUGUGCCACUGUCACCAUCUCAUAAGCCCUAUUGUUGAUGAUAGGCUAUCUAAAAGGCUUACGACUUCCCUUGCUGUAACUGACUGGCAGGGAGAGAGAUGGAAAAUUUUCGGCUGAAUUUUUUUACCUCUGUCCAAGACUAGAGCUACCAGUGCUUUUGCUGUAUCAAACUAGGUACACCAUUACUUGGGAUGGAGAUAGCUGACUUUUCUUGAAGUUGACUAUCCAGCCGAACUUCUGGAGAAGGAGAAGAAUUCGAUGGAGACUCAGUUGAUGUUUGUUGUUGGAGAUGACAAGAAUAUUGUACAAGUAAUGGUAAAUUGCUAUGCCUUCCAAACGAAUAUGAGCAAUUAAGGAAAUCAGAAUCUUCGAGAAGGUUCUGGGUGCAGUGCUUAGGCCGAAUGGAAGAGACCAGAACUGGUAUCUGAGGAAUUUCUGGUGAGGAAUGGCGAUAGGCACAAGUAGGCACCACAAAGAUCUAUGGAGAUCAUCCAAUCCCCUGGAGAGACCACUUUGAUGAUGGAACUGAUGGAUUCCAUCUUUUUUUUUGACAGACAAUCCUUCGUUGAAAUCGUGAAGAUCCAAUAUUGGCCUCCACUGCCCUGAUUCUUUUGGAGUUAGAAAAGGUUUUCAGUAAUACCCCAAUAUUUUUUCUCUUGAUGGAAGAUGACAAAUGACUCCGUCUGCAAGGAGAGAGGUCACAAAGUCAUGGAGCGCGUUUGGUUUUUCUGGAUCUUGAGGAAUUCUGGUCUAGGCAAGGAAUGUUGGAGAACCUGUAUUUAUAAUUUUAAGACCCACUUGUCUGGAAUAUUUUGAACCCAGAUCUCAGAGAAGUUUAGAAGUCUUGGUCCCCUAGACUGGACUGGUGCUCCAUCAAAACUGUCUGGACUGUCUGGUACUUCCACCUCUCCCUCAAUAAUUUUUUGAGGAGGAGAAACCCCCUUUCCAUGUUUUGGUAUCCGUAACGUCUAUAAUCUUUAUCACGAAAGGAACGUCUGUCUUUUGGAAAGGACCUCCUUUGUCUAUCCUGAGGAAGAAAAGCUUAACGUCAUUCCAUUGCCCUUAUAAUGCAUUCGUCUCAAUGCUUUCCAAAAAGCAUAUCCCCUUGAAAUGGAAGGGCACAUAAGCUGUUCUUGGAAGCUAAGUCUGCCAACCAAUUUCUAAGCCACAAUGCACAUCUUGAGGCUACUUACAGGACCAUGCUUUUAGAUAGGGCUCUGACCAAAUCAAUGGAAGCAUCAGAGAAGAAUUCAAUGGCCAUUUUGAAAUUCCUUAAAGUAUCUAGAAUUCUAGAUCUCCUGACCCCAUGGGAAAUAUCCUCUUCGAGGUCUUCCGACCAUUGCUUCAAGGCCCUAGAGACAGAUGUCAAAGCCUCAGCUGGAUGAAGCCCAGAACCAGAGAUAAUAUAGGCAUUACACAAAUUGGCGCCCAUCCUACGAUCCAUUGACUCUCUAAGUGAUCCAGCAUGGUCAAUCCGUAAGGUAGUCUUUUUGGCCAGACAAAUAAUAGCCGCAUCAACUUUGGGAGCUGAAUCCCAAGGAGCAUAAUGGAUAAAGCUUAGAAAGCCGACCUUGCAAGGAGACUUUCUUUUCAGUCUUCCUCCAUUCCUCCUUAAUCAAUUCCUCGAUUGUUUCAUGAAAUGGAAAAGUAGGGUUCCUUUCCUUAGGUCUGCAAAAUGCUUGCUAGAGUUCGGCUGCUCCUCUGUCUUAUCCCUUAAUUCAAGGAUGUCACAAACUGCCUUAAUCAUCCAUAUUAGGGACAUUCUAGCUUAGUGGGUCUGGCACAUCCAGCUGCUACCUAAUUUGUCACUGCAGCAUAUGCUCCCCUGUUGGUAAGGGAAGACUCCUCUAGGGGGUCGCCCUUGGUGAGGCGCAGUAUCCUGGGGCUUCCAUUGGAAGAGAGGCGGAACCCAACCAUUGGAUCGGGGUACAGGAGUACCAAGUAAGCCACAAAAGAAAAAAUUAGGUGCAAAUGUAGGGGAAGGCGUCUCUCUUUUAUUAUUUUGAUUAGGAGGUGAUUCUGUCCAAUUUGUAAGCGGUAGGAGGUAUACCCAUCUGUAGUGCUGCCAUGGAUAUAUCCAGGAAAUAGUUUUACAUACUUUACAAGGAUUCUCCAUCCUUUUUCAUGUUUAUUAGAAUAAUUUCCUAUUAGCAUUUUUCUAUAUGUCCACCCCUAAAAAAGCAUUUUAAAAUAUUUUUUUAAUUUGAAUUCACUUUUCUCACUAAAUAAACCUGUGGAGGUCUAAUACAGACACACUCACAGUGAGAUGCAUUAAUUCACACACACAAAUUAACACAUAUUCUGUGACAUAUGAUGUAUUUAAUGCAUUGAUUGGUGAUUGACUCUAACCCUUUGGAGAGGUGUUGGCUUUUUCUGUGUAAUAUGCCCCAUUAGACAGUAUAGAGAAGGUCUCCUCUCCGUUUGCAAUAAAACCUGUAAAAAAAAUUUCACCUUGAAUAAUCCGGCGCCGUACGAAGCUCCCGUGCCCCCUCCAAUGUCACAGGUGUCACUUGCGGUCCAAUUACAGAUUUGACACAUUACCUGCUCAGAGCGAAUGCACAUGGUCCGAGCCAGCAUGGGCAAAAGUGGGGAAGAGGAGGGAGGAUUUUUUUUUAAUAAAGAAAAGUCUGCAACAGAGGAAAGCGGGAGGGAGAAUUGACAUUUGCAGCCCACCAGAACAGAGUGCAUAUAAACUUGAAACACUAACCAUACAUGCUCUUAACACCAUAACCACUUCAAAUCAAUAAAGUGGUUAUGGUGGUAUUGUAACUCUUUAAAGUGAAAAUGUUAUAAUAGGUUCACUAUAAGGGAGUACAAAGGUGAAUCCAUGUAUUAAAGGGAGUGAUAUGGAUUAAUGAGCACCUUUCCCCCUUAUAUCCUGUGUCACGCUAUACAGUUGAUUGAGUAAUGUCAGGAUGCUCUAUUAUAACAGCUGGCCUAUGAUCCUGAUUUGUAUCCUCUUGUUCCCCCCCCCCCCUGCACUCCAUAUCCUGUUAACACCUUGUCUUUAUAACUGUUGGAAAGUGUUUGUUUAAUCAAGUAACAUCUUUUGACCAGCUAAUGCCAAAUGUGCUUGAAGUUCUUUUAAUAUGCAAUUGACAGGACAUGACUGUAUUAUGUGAAGACUAGAGAUGUCGCGAACUGUUCGCGAACUGUCCGCCGGCGAACAAUAGCGUGUUCGCGUUGGGCGAACAUAUCCGAUUUCCGGUCCGCCCCCUAUACGUCAUCGAGUAAACUUUGACCCGGAACCUCACAGUCAGCAGACACUUCCUGGGAGGGAGGGUCUGCUGCUGAUUGGGUGGAAUGUGUCUGCUGGCUGUAAGGUUCCGGGUCAAAGUUUACUCAAUGAUAACGUAUAGGGGGCGGACCGGAAAUCGGAUAUGUUCGCCCAACGCAAACACGCUAUUGUUCGCCGGCGGACAGUUCGCAAACAGUUCGGCGGACAGUUCGCGACAUCUCUAGUGAAGACAACUCCUUUUUGGAUGUGUAUAGAAUUUUGUUAUAAGAUCUGUGUUUUCCCCAUUAAAAUUAGGAGCAGUAUUUUGUCAUACACUUGUGUGAACGAGUACUGCCCUCUGAGCUUGUAUUUCUGCUGUGUCCAUUCCUUGUCUUCAUACCUGAGAGAAAACAUUGCUGUCUGCUGAAUUUAACCCCUUAAGGACACGUGUGACAUGUCAUGAUUCCCUUUUAUUCCAGAAGUUUGGUCCUUAAGGGGUUAAACCACAACAGGGAGUAAGUGCAUAGCUAAAAGCUCAACCUGGUAACUACAAACCUGAGACCUUAACAUCUGUGCUUUGGAAACUAUUUGAAGGACAAACUUUAGGUUAAAUUGGAUGGCUACUGAAAAAUUCACUAGCUCAGCAAUAGUUGCAUUUUGGCUACUUGAGCCUCAAAUUCGCCACACUGAUAUAAGCUUAGCAAAUGAUCCAAUACACUUUCCAAAUUAUUUAUCUACAACAAUCACCAUUAACAUCUAUGGGGUUUAUUUUUGUAGAUAAAACAUUUAAAGUUUUUCCAACAGUACUGAAUUACUAGUAAAGCAUAUUAAACCGCUUGAGUCCAUGCUAUUCGGCGUGCAGCUAGUAAUCCUGCUCUUGCUGUUACAGGCAUGGUUACAGGUCCCCUCUAACCUGCCGGAGGGGGCGGGUCUAACGCGACGAUGAUGCAAAGCUUUGAUUUGACGUCACCGGAAGUACGGGAAGCGGAAGUGCUGAAAUCGCCAUAUUGAUAGUGAUACAGCACUGAGCUUUAUGCCAGCUCUCACUUUCAUUUUGUAUUGUUAGUUUGUCUAUUGAAGAUGUAUAUGUCGGCUGCUCCUCAAGCCUACGCUCCGGCCGGCGGUAAAAUGGAGUAUCACUACACCGGCCCAGUCGAACAUCGUUUCAGCCCUUACACGUUUAACGGAGGGUAAGAGUCUGUCUGUCUCCUGCACUCCCGGCCGGCUGGCUGGCUGGUGAUUAGCUCCAGCAUGGCUGCUGUGCCGGGCUCUGCAUGCCGCCAAUAUACAGAGCGUCUCCUGCUGCCCCAUUCUCACCGUUGGGGGGACUCCGCUCUCUGGCUGCUCCUGGGAGUGAGGGUUAAAUGGUGCGAGCAAGCCCGGUACCCCCGGCAUGUCACUGCAGACACCCACCGAGCUGGGCGGUCAGUCAGUAUCUCACACACAAUGUUAUUUCCUAGUGCUCACUACGCAGGGAUAGGCAACCUUCCGCACUCCAGAUGUUUUGGACUACAUCCCCCAUAAUGCUCUUACACCCAUAAUGCUGGCAAAGCAUCAUGGGAGGUGUAGUCCAAAACAUCUGGAGUGCCGAAGGUUGCCUAUGCCUGCUAGGGUUUCAUGGACUUGGUACACUUCAUAGAGCCAUGGUUCUAAUGCACACCUUAAUGGUUUCUCUACUUUAUUAAUGGUUACCUCAACCCUAUUUAAUGUGUUUUAAUACAAAAUGCCUUACUGGGUCAACCACCACUCUUCAGUAUAAAGUAAUCUCGAAUUCAGCACAGGAUAGAACUCCCAUUGCUGGAUUCCACACCCUGACUUCUGACUAUUCAGCCUUAAUCUCUUUGAUCCAAUCAAAACUUUGCUUCACGGUUUUCUCAGUUCAUAGCACAAGCUCUAAGCCAGGAACGAAGGAGAGACAAAAAAAAAAUGGAGACUCACUAUAUGUUGCCUGCAAGAGGAGAAGCUGACUGGGUCUGUCAACUGUGCGCUGCAGACAGACAUUUUUUACACAGAAUUGACAUUACGCAACCCAGAACUCACAAAAUUGCAAAUAUCUCCAACAGUGCAACAUUUCAAGCAUUCCUACCACCGUGACCACUUCUAAAAGCAUAAAUGGCCAUGGUGGUUGGAGUAACCCUAAUUUCACAUCCACUUGAAUUGUUGCUUGAGAGGGAUGCCUACGUAUAGCUAAAUUUGCCUAUAAACUGCCCAGGACAAUCCCAGUUAUAAUGUUGGCACUUAUAAAAGGAAUAAUCCAAACACACAAAAGAACACUACAGGGUUAGGACAAAGCUGUAAUGCUAUAGUGUUUUCCUCUGCAUUACAUUUAAGGGCCCAUUUCCUACAUCAAUCUAAAUAAAUAGAAGAAAGGGUUUUGCUAACUUUUUUUUCUUUCUUUUUUUCUCAUCAUUGAGACCCAGUUCUAGUAACCAAUCAUUCUGCCUUCUGCAGCAUCACAUACUUUUUUUUUUUUUUUUUUUCCUAUCAAUUCUAAUGCUCUUGAUUAAAGGACAACUAUAGUGCCAGGAACACAUACUCGUUUUCCUGGCACUAUAGUGCCCUGAGGGUGCCCCCACCCUCAGGGACCCCCUCCCGCCCAGCUCUGGAAGGGGGAAAGGGGUUAAAACUUACCUUUUUCCAGCGCUGGGCGGAGAGCUCUCCUCUGCGCCUCCGAUCCGCAGCGUCGGCUGAAUGCGCACACGCGGCAAGAGCUGCGCGCGCAUUCAGCUGGUCGCAUACGAAAGCAUUAUCAAUGCUUUCUUAUGGACGCUGGUGUGCUCUCACUGUGAAAAUCACAGUGAGAAGCACGCAAGUGCCUCUAGCGGCUGUCAAUGAGACAGCCGCUAGAGGCUUUGGGGGAAGGCUUAACCCAUUGAUAAACAUAGCAGUUUCUCUGAAACUGCUAUGUUUAUAAAACAAUGGGUUAACCCUAGCUGGACCUGGCACCCAGACCACUUCAUUAAGCUAGAGUGGUCCUUUAAGGAGCAGUGGGAACAAAAAGCGCAUCUGCAGCCAGUGUCACGCUCUUCCAAUCAAAUGGAGGUUAGCUGUGAGAACAGUUUUUCACUCUAUCAGCAGAAGAGCCUCCUUGGCUCCCUGGAAGACAGCCACAAAGGGUGCCUUUAGCCCUGCAGUGUAAGCAUUCUUAUCUAUUAAACCUCAGUCUUUUAUAUUGCAGGGAUAAAGCUAAAGGACCAUUGCAUCCACAUCGGUUCUUUUUGAGGAUUAAAGAUUGCUAAAGUGCUUUGUGUUCAUUUUAUUUUUCUUAUAAUACAGCAAAAAAAUCCAUUCUUAUCUCUCCCUAGUUAUACUUUUCCAGCUAUCAGAGAGCUGUGAGAAUUGUCUUCUUCACACGAUUUUAGCACUUGCUUAAAGUGUCAGUGAUGACUUUUUAUAGAGACUCAUUGGAAACAUUGCUUCUCCAUGAGAAGCAUUCUGUCAGUGGAGCAUGGAAAUUGCCACACAUGCGCCAUUGGACUGAUCCAUAACUAGGCUGUAGGCCAAUGUUGAUGUCCUGAAGGAGGUACUGCAAGGAAGUUAUGUCAGCUAACCCAGAGUUAACUACGACUUGUUGCAGUCCUAUAGCCAAUGUGUAGCGGAAAGGUAUGAAGCGGCUCUAUACAAAUGGUAGUUGAUACUCUCAAUGUAUAAAGUAUGAACUUCCGCUUUACAAUACAAGUGCAGAAUGGAAGUACCAACAAAGCAAGUGUCAAUUUGAUGGUGCGAGGGAAUUCCUGGCACUAUUACCACUAGAGCAUUAUGCAGUUUGACUAUCCCUUUAAUGCACACUUUUACUGGUUUGUUUACGUGGUACUGUCGUUAAAAGAAAUGUUUAUUUUCUUUAAUGCAUUUGCACAGCUUGUCAUUAGUUGACUUGAAACACUGCUUUUACUUCCUUUUUAAUCCAGUGUGCAUUUUCUUUUUUUCUUCACAGUACAGUGCUGGCUCUUGCAGGUGAGGAUUUUGCUCUUGUUGCCUCUGACACAAGACUGAGUGAGGGAUACUCCAUUCACAGCAGGGAUACACCAAAAUGCUACAAAUUGUGAGUUACGUAACGUAUGUAGAUGUUUUCUGUAUACCCUUACAUUUGAUAAAGAAGUAUUUUGGCAUUAAGGGACAUUGAUAAGGAGGCAGGCUUAUGGUCCAGCGUUCAGCAAAACAUUUAUUUGUACUAAAACUAAAGAACCUAGCAUACAAGAAAAUGUAUCAUAUUAAUACAAAAAACAAGUACUGCUCUCAAACUCCCAUCACUCCUGGGCAGCAGCAAUGACCAUAGUACACAUCAGCCCCAAUGCAUACAGUAAAAACUAAAGAAAAAAGUUACCUGUGCUCUUCCCAAAUCCCUAUGCAUAUUUCAUCAAAUGGAGGUUAUUUAGUUUCUCCAAUUGCCAUGAGAGACUUUACACAAGCAUAUGAUACUGCACUCAAAAAAUGCUGUUUUAGAAAGAAAAAUCCUUUUAGUUGCCUAUUACCAGUGGACGAUUAUAUCAAAACAAUAAGUGAAAUGUACUCAAGGCAAAGUGAGAUGUGUAGUAAAUAACCUGUCCCUUUAAUGCAAAAAGCUUUCAAGAUUCAGAGAAGGCGACGGCCCCUAGUAAGUUGUCAAACCGUUGGCAAAGGGGAUUUUAAAAGCUAGUCAAUGAGAUGAAGCAAUUAUCGCUUUCCAGUCCACUUACAUUUUUGGUCUAAUCACAGUAUUCAUUCAAGCGGCACUGUCAUGCUGAACUUAUCUUUCCCCAAUCGCUUCCUCUUCUAUCCCUCUCUCAGGAUCUGUUCUUCAUUUCUUCCUAUCUGCUCUAGUUUUCUUUAAAACAUAACACAAAGUAGGGACUAUUUUAUCAUAUGUAUUUUUCCUACGCUUGACCAGCUUUGACCCAAGGGAGGAGCAAAGUCCGCGCUAUUUCCUGUGGUCAAAGCAAUAUCCCCACAAUUCUCACAUUCCACCUGUUGCUUCAUUCGGCGUUUGAACGCCGGCAAAACCACCAAAUUUCGUCCUAACAGAAUGAGAACGGUUUGUCCAUUUGUGUCAGGACGCAAUUCGGUUGGAAUUUCAUUUAAAUUGGGAGCUAUCUACUAAAAGGCUGAAAUACCUAAAUUAGUCUCUCAGCCAAAUUUACUAAUACUAAGUAAAGAUUAAUUAGUAAUCUACACUUACUUGCUAUACUGUGAGUAGGGGCAUGUCUAUUAAACAGUGAACACAGCCAGUGGCUGCUAACUGUUGUAAAAAAGACACCCCCACUACUUUUAAUAAAGUGCUCAUUAGUGGGGCACCUAUAAAAAUAAUUAACGGGGGACCUAGUGUCCUCCCUCUGUCCCCACCCAUGCGCGGCGGAUGGGGCCCUAAGACACAAUAGUGGGAAAAGACCUACUGUCCUGGCCACCACUCAACAGGAGAAAAUAAAAUUGGUAAUUACCUUUUAAACUUUCUGUGUGUGUGUCUGUUUAGGUACCUGCCCGCCUCCAAUCGCACGAGAGAAGUGUUUUUCCUCACCUUUUUUCCCGUGCCCAUUUCUCUGUGGCUGGUCCUGUCUCAAUGGCUGAAAUAAUCAGUCGUUAUGAUCUCCGCUAAGGAAGGAUAUCGCGCAUGCGCAGCAAAAGAAUCAGCAUCUCCAUGGGGAACAUUCAGCGCCUCCAUACAGAGCGUGGAGACGCUGAAUGUAGCUGAAAACCACCAAUUACUCUCUAGUGGCCAUCUGAGUGACUGUUACUAGUCAGCAAUGUAAACACAUGCAUUCUAUGAAAAGGCAGUGUUUACAUUGAAAGGUCUGCAGGUACAGGCUAUAAAUACCAGAACAACUACAUUAAGCAUUGCAUUUAAAAAAAAAAAAAAAAAAAAAAUUAAAACUUAAAAUUAGUUUGGCUCCUAGAUUCUAAACAAAUUUGGCAAGCCCUGGUAAUAUCUAAAAGGCAAAUAACAGACCAGUGGCAAGCUCAUAUCUUCUGCUACAGAAGAUCACAGUAGCAUACAGUGAUUAAAUGGCUUGGCUAAUUAAAGUUUUUAACUUUCAAAGUACAUAUAUGGUACUACAGUGCAAUAAUUGUUAAAAACCAUAAAUUUUCAGAUAACUCUUUUUUUUUUAUUAUUUAUUUAUUUUUAAAAUAAAAGAAAAUGAACCACUGUGGUACAAGCAGUUUGAUGCUGCUGCACUGCUACAUAGGAUCAAGGCAACAGUGAUCAAAUAAUUAGUAGAAAUAUAGUUUAACUUUAAAAAUAUAAACGUUGCAGUACCAGCAAUAUAGUGCACUGACACUGUCAGAAAUGAUCAGUACAAAAAAGGGCAAAAAUAUAGGAUCAAAAGUAACAAAAAAAGUUAGUGCCAGAGGCUGCAACAUUGCCAUAGAUGAUCAUGGUAAGAGUGAUCAGAUAGCUAAAAUAAUCGUUCAACUUUAAAAACAAAUGGGGAAAAAUGUGAUUCACAGAACUACAAAAUGAACCCCUACAACACCUGUGAGUCUCUACGGAUUAGUACUGCAGUAGCUGAUCUUUGUUUACACUGGUGAUCAGUAAGGAAAAUGGGGAAAAUAUAACUUUAAAUUAUGUAUUUCUAGCACUGGAUACAUUGGAGCACUUUGACACAAGUCUCUCUGCUCCUCUGUAUCAAACUAGCAAGUGAAAAUUAGAGAGAGAUGCAAAGCAAGAUGUGCGCAAUGUGGUUGAGGUCAUUGGCUUUCACAGCAAUCACUUGCUACUAACAGACUACUGGCUGUUACUGUUCUGCCUGGCUUGUCAGCUCACGCUCUCAGCCAAGUAGCGUCGCAGCUCCCUGGCAGCACUCCAUGCUUCCUGAAAGUGAAAUUUCAGAAGCUGGAUUUAGCCUUGGCGUGGAGUGCAGAUUGGCGCUGGAGGCAACUUUGGGGUUAAGCCAUUGGAGAAAGAUUUAUCCCUUUUGAGGUAAGACUACGCUGGGUGCAUCCUGACACCAGAACAACUUCAUUUAUAUGAAUUUGUUAUGGUGCCUGGAGUGUUCCUUUAGUCUUCAACUGCAUUUUUUUUUUUUUUUUUUGGUUAAGUAAUCCGUGUUUAGAUGCACCUCUACUCCUUUUCCAUCUCCCUUUUUUUUUUUUUUUUUUUUUUUUUUUUUUACCCAGUCAUUCCUGUACACAAUUGUAGGUCAUUUACCUAUUUUUUUUUAUUGCAUUUUUCAGAACUGACAAAACUGUUAUUGGAUGCAGUGGAUUCCAUGGGGACUGCCUUACACUUACAAAAAUAAUUGAAGCUAGGUUAAAGGUAAGUUUCGUGUUUGAUCAAAAUUACUUAAGUAUCUUUUUAACGUUGUCUGUUGUUUUGGGGUUUUACCUUCUUGUUUAUAAUUUAUUAAAAUACAUUGCUUACCAAUAUAUUUAUUCUUGUAGUUUAUAAAUCGUGUUGUAGAAUACUCUUUAUUUAAAAAAAAAAUAAAAAAAAAUAAAAAAUCAAUUUUGCAAAAACAUAAUCUUUGCUUAACGUAUUUGUCUUGUCUAUUAAAUUUAGAUGUACAAGCAUUCAAACAACAAGACGAUGACUAGUGGAGCCAUUGCAGCAAUGUUGUCAACCAUUCUUUACUCGCGACGCUUUUUUCCUUAUUACGUAUAUAAUAUAAUUGGGGGCCUUGAUGAAGACGGUAGGAAUGUGUCACAUAAUUGUUAAACUAAGAAUACAUAUUCAAUGACAUCUGUUGUGGAACACACAAAAAAAAAAAACACAACUUUGGUAGAAUUUGUUGGUAGGUUGUGUGUUAGUAUUUUUAUGUUUUUCAUUAGUGUGUGCUCUGUGUUAACAUUGUUAAUCAUGAUCCGCUACAAAGAAUAAAUGACCCAUAUAUCUUAUUUAUGCACAAUCUGGUGUAUAUAAAGAACUUGACACAAAUGCACUCAUGAAUUCAUAAACAAACUCCACACAUGCAUGCUUUUUUAAUAUAAGGCCUAACUAGCAGAUGUUAUAAAAGUAAGUUAAAGGACCACUAUAGUGCCCUGAGGGUCCCACUCCCGUGGCGCUGAAGAGGGACUAAGGGGUUAAUCUCUUGCCUCUUUUCCAGCGCCGGGCUCCCUCGGCACUGGGACUCUCCUCCCUCUUCUGAUGUAAUCAGCUGAAUGCGCAUGCGCGGCAAGAGCCGCGCGCGUAUUCAGCCAGUCUCAUAGGAAAGCAUUCUCAAUGCUUUCAUAUGGACGCUGGCGUCUUCUCACUGUGAAAAUCAGUGGGAAGUGCCUCUAGCGGCUGUCAAUGAGACAGCCACUAGAGGCUGGAUUAACCCAUAGGUAACAUAGCAGUUUCUUAAGCUGAAGUGGUCUGGGUGCCUGUAGUGGUCCUUUAAGUCAGUAAGUUAUCAAAAACGCAUUGAGACAUUAAGCUUAAACAAAAAAGGCCACUUUCAUUUAAAAACUGAGGUGUUUUCAAAACUUUUGACGGGUGUUUUCUGUAUGGUGUUUAUUUGCAGUACAGUACAGGAGACACAGUAUGUUCGGCUGAUUGCCAUUUCCCUUCAGCACUGUGAUCAUAAUGGAAUUUUGAGAAAAUAUAUAUAUAUAUAUAUAUAUAUAUAUAUAUAUAUAUAUAUAUAUAUAUAUAUAUAUUAUAAUUUUUUUUAUUUAUUUAUUUUUAUUCCCCUGCUCACUUACAUGGGGUUGUCUAGGUUAAUCUGGGCAGCCCUGCCAUAUCCCAUAUUGAAAGCAUGUCUUUUUCAGCUUUCAUGAAUGCUUCUCAGAGAUUAUAUUCAGGUGUCAUUUAUUUUAUAACUGGUAUGUCACUGUGCAUGGAAAUAUGAAUAUUUGCCCGGUCUGGCAAAUAGAUUUGAAAUCUUAUGGAAGUUAUGGCUUUCAUAUGAUCAGUUGUUAAUAUUUUAUAUAAUGGUUUAAUCCUUUUAAGUGCACUAUUAAAAAAAUACCUUGAAUGCAAAUUAUGGAAUCAAGACAAUUGACUAAAACUAUAUAUUUUUUUUUUUUUUUCACUUUUAUUCUCAAAGGUAAAGGAGCAGUUUACAGUUUUGACCCAGUUGGAUCAUACCAGAGAGAUACCUACAAAGCGGGUGGGUCUGCAAGUGCUAUGCUCCAACCCCUACUUGAUAACCAGGUACGCAAUGUAGCAAUUCUAUAACAAAAAGUGCUUAUUGGGGCAGUGUGUGUGUGUGUAUGAAUUAAGUCUAUGGACUUGGUGUUCUUACCAGGGUGGACAAAAAUUGAUAAUUUAAAAAUAAAAUAAAAACUUGGACACUACAUAUCAAACAUUACUUGUACACUCACGCAAAAUAGUUUUUAUAUAUCACCCAUUGCACAGCGCUACAGAAUCUGAUGGCGCUAUAUAAAUAAUAAAAUAAUAAUCAUUAUAAAUAAUAAACAAAAUCAUAAUUUGAAUGUCUGAUUUAUUACAUUUCUGAUAUGACAUGUGAUAUUAGGAUUUUUUUUCUCCUGGUUUCUAUUGUGACUGUAGAGGGUGUGGGAGCAUUAAACAAAUACCUGUAAAAUGUUAAAUAAAUAUACUUCCCAUCUAAAGUAAUAAGCGCUUUGACUGAUAUAGCAUAACCAUCCAUGAAUCUGGGGUGGGGGAAACUAGGUGUCCCGAAAUAAAUUAGCCCCAUGGGCAUGGAGGGUGGACAGUGAUUUGUCCAUUCCUUCCCCAAAUCUUUAAAUUGGGGCAUGGACACCACAACAUAUGGCAUGGGGGAGGUAUAAAUGAUUAUUUUUUUUAAUUCUCCCCCUUGCCAUGCUGAACAAAUUUCAGAAUGACAUCGAACAAAAAAAAAAACUGAUAGGCGAGCCAUUCAGUCAUGCUAAUUAUGACUAAAUUACCCAAAAACUUAAUUUUGUCAUUCUUCUGAAUAUGAAUACAGAAGUCUUUUAUCUAGUAGUUCCCUCUGUAACUCAUGUUGUCCACUAGAGAGCAGUCUAUCCCAAGGAAUAAUACGUUUGUCCAUAAUACCUGGGACUGUAGUACAUCCUAUUUUAAAGCACACUGUUUUCUUAAAAUGUAACUAUGCAAAUUAAUCUUUGCGAUUGACAAUAACAAUUGUUUGUUUUUUUUAUUUAAUUCUUUUUUAGAUUGGGUACAAGAAUAUGCAGAACGUGGAACAGCUACCAUUAACAUUGGAGAAGGCGAUACAGCUGGUCAAAGAUGUCUUCAUAUCAGCAGCUGAAAGAGAUGUAUACACAGGAGAUACUCUUAAAAUAAGUAUUGUUACCAAGGAUGGCAUAAAAGAAGAGACAAUGUCUCUGAGAAAAGAUUAGUUGCUAACUGAUGUCAUUAAAGUGACAACUCAUUUUAUAUAUAUAUUUUUAAGUACAUACAGAUAAUUGGUAAAUAAACAUCAUUGGAAGAAUGUUUUUUUUUUUUUUUUGACCUUUGUGUAAUUAGUGCUCAGUGGGCAUACAGCACUUUUUGUUAUGUUGGCCUGUCUUAUAAUUAAAACACUGUAUUGGAACAAAGAAGCUUAAAAUUGUGUUCACUUUUAUUAAUCAUGUUACAUUUUAUAUUCCACAGGGGGGUUGCUUUAUAAGUGUUCUCAAAUGUCCCUUGUUCAUCUUCUAAAUAAAACUUGUAUUUGUC